AUGGCUAACAAUUCUACAGAUCAUCACCCCGCCAACUCUGUGAAUGAGGGCAGCUAUGAGGGGGACUUUGGCUGCAGUGUGGCAGAUUUGCGUCUCCUCAUGGAACUGCGGAGUGGGGAGGCAGUCACCAGGAUAAAUGACACAUAUGGUGGGGUUCCUAACAUAUGUCGCAGACUCAAGACCUCCCCUGUUGAAGGUAAGCUAUUCCUUGUGAGAAAAGAAGAAACCUCUUUCAAAUUCUGCUCCACACCCAAAUGUUUUAUUAUUUGUCAUGUAGAGCCAGUCUCUUUAUAGGGCCAGAGUAGCUCUCCAAUAGCAGUCACUUCUAAAUCUAUGUUGAGUAUACUUAGUGAGCCCUUUUUGUGACUAAAUGCAUGAGGAAUCUCAUUUUUGGAAUUCCUUUUCUCAAACUUAGGGAACACUAUAGGGUCAGGAACACAAACCUGUAUGCCUGACCCUAUAGUGUUAACACAUGCAAGGUCCCUGCCCCCCUUAAAUAAUAAAAAAUAGUACCUUAUAUCCAGUGCCACCCUGCCCCUGAUCCCAUAGGAAAGCAUUGGAUUUGCUGAGAUUGUCAAUUGCUAUGAGGAGGUCAGGUGGGAGCGGGCCCUAACGCCACUGUAGUCAAUGCAUCUCUAUGGAGAGGGUUGAGCAUCUCUGUGCAGCACUGCCCCAGGAAGCACCUCCUGUGGCCGUCUCCGGAGUGGCCACUGGAGGUGUUCCUGGGCAGUAAUGUAAACACCGCCUUUUCUCUGUAAAGGCAGUGUUUACUUUAAAAUGCCUGCAGUGUCUAAUUUAUACUCACAUGAACAACUACAAUAAGCUGUAUUCUUUCUGGUGAUUAUAGUGUCCCUUUACGAGCAUAGCUAAUGAUUUAUAAAAAAAAAAAGAAAAAUUUGCUACAAUUUCAGGUAAUAGUGUAGCUAACUGGCAUUUGGGUAAAUUAUCCUUAUGUUGCCUUUUUGAAUAGUGUUCUUUGGAAUCACACUGUGAAUCAUGCCUCAGAGACAAUCCAUUGUUAGUCAGUUUUGCACUGCUAUGGCAUUUGUAAAAGUAUGCCAAUAUAAACAUGCACAGUCAUGCAAAGAACAGCCCUGCAGAUCCCACUCCCCUUCAGACAUGUUUUAGACAAGACUUUUGCAGAUAACAGGCUCCUAAUGCUGUCUUGUAUUAAGUGGAACUGUAAUCAAAUGGAAACUGUGGUUGUUGUUUUUUUUUUUUUGUAUGUAUAUUACAUAACAACCACAUUUAUAAAUAAAGUUAGCUAAUUAUUCCAAACAUGGCCUUUAUCUGCAUCACUACUAAUAACCAUGUGUGUGCCUGCCCUGCAGCAAAAAUGGUAAACUAGAGUAAGCAAUGUAUAAUAUAUACUUUGUAUAGAUUAAGUGUGUAUGUUUAUCUGAAUGUGACAUUGUCACCAACAUAUGACAGCUCCACUUGUAGGAUAAUUGCAUGGUCUGUAUCUCAGACUACUAUGGAAAGUACAUUUCUCCUGGUCUGUAAUCCACCCAGUGGAUAUAUACCAUGCCAUUUGUGUAGUUUACCUACAGUUGUAGACUGCACAAAAUGUUGAGAAGUUUGGAACUUCCUGCAAUCUUCAAUAAAAAUAAAGUUCUAUAGCAUUAGUCAUAUUAAGAUAGUCAUAUUGAAGUAGUGCAGAAUGAAGAAUGCAAAUGUACCAUGAGUCAAAAAAUGUUCAACUAGUCACCCAUUACUAGCCAAAAGAACAGCAUCUGAUUGUUAAUACACACUAUAUUGCUCAGUUCAGCAGUCAGACAAAAUCCACCUUCACUGACUCUCAGCCCCCUCUAGUGUCCAUAGUUAUUAGUGCUCCUCCUGCCUUACCUACCUUUGACUGUUACCCCCCGUCUGCCACCCAGGCGCUGACAGUGCCGCUUUAAAUUUCCCAGAUUUCUUUCUCACUCUUAUCUCCGUUUCACAUCAUAACCUUUUGAUUGUAAGCGCACAUGCUGUCCAGCUUAGUAAUUUGUAUAUAAGGGCUAUAAAUGCUAGAUCUCAGUCCUCAGACAGGGUCCUCUCCUUUUGUACUCAUUACUCUACAAUGUACUGUGUUCCCAUAUUGUUUUAAUAAUCUGCAUAUUUGGGAACACACGGUUUCCUUGCCAUGUUGCAUGCAGGGGAUAUUUUUGAUGCAUUUCUACUCCCCUCACUUGCAUGUAGGCUGGGCCUAGUUCUGAUGUAUUUAUGGGUUGCGGCCUGCAGUUAAUAGAAUUUAGUAUAGCUAGAUGUUCAUAUUUUUAAGAAAUAUUUUAAUUGUGAUGAGUGUACAGUAAUGGCAGUUGGAAUCUAUUAGUAUCGGUAAUGUGGUGUAUAUCAACACACAUGGUCACAUGGUGACAUCUGACUUGACUGCAGGAGCAGUGUCAUGGUGCCUUCCAAUCUGGAUGGGAUGGAGUUAUGCUAACAGAAGGUGCUGAGACUUUCUGACACGCUGCAGCAGACCUAUGAGCAAGUCUGCACAUGUGCAGCUCUAUUUGGAUGCCUUGCAGAUAACUGCUGUUGCCUCUCACCCAGAAUAAGGCUGAAGGUAUUGUUUUGAUGCAUCUUUGCUGGCAUUGUGUUACACUAUGGUCACCAAGACAAUUUUAGUUUAACCCCUUAAGGACGGAGACAAUUGUACACUUUCAAAUAAAAACAAAACCUAGAAUUUGCGCUAUAUGUCUGUUAAACCAUAAUUUACCUCUUUCACAUUAAGUGCUCCCACGCAUGUUAUAUAUCAUUUUGUUCAGGAGAAACUGAGCUUUCAAUUCACAUCAAAUAUGAAACAUUAAUUUAAUAUUAAUAAAAUCUAAAAAAAAUUGAGAAAUGUAAGAAGUUUUUUUUAUUUUUCAAGUUCUGCAUGGCAUUUUAACUGUGAAUGUCAUCAUACUGUUGGAAUGUACUGCAAUAAAAUACACAUAUUUGUAUUCUGCAAUGUCUCAUGAGUGCUACGGUUCCCCCAUGUUCAGGUUUUACCGGGUUUUCCAAUGUUACCGAGUGGGGAUCGACCAAUAUUGAUUUUUUUUUUUUUAAUAGAGCCGAUACGGAUAUGUGAACUUUCAGGCCGAUAGCUGAUAACUUACCGCCAUUCUGUACAUUUACCAUUUAAAAAAACAAUUUCAACACAAAUCUACUGUUAACCGAACAUGUUUAUUAUUUAAUUUUUUGCUAUUUUUUUUUUUUAUUAUUAAGGUAAAUAAGGUAAAAAUGCACAAAAUAUACAUGCCAGUCAGAAUUUAUGUUUUCAAGAAUAUAUGUGUGUAUAGUGGAUGCAGAGAAAGUAUUUGAUUAGUGAAUGCAGUGGGUGGGUUUGUGUAGUGGGUGCAGUGUUUGUGUAAUGUACGUUAAGUGAAUGCAAUGUGUGUUUGUGUAGUGUGUGUAUAUAAUGAAUGCAGAGUUUGUGUGUGUUUAUGUGUAGGUAUGUAAUGUUUGUAGGAUGGGGGGGGGCAUUUUUAUUUUUUAAACUUUUUUUUUUUUAUAUAUAUAUAUUUAAGUUUUAACUUUUGUUACAUUUAGUUUUAGUCCCCCUUCCCUGUGUCUUACCUGGCCAGGGAAGGGGAAUAUUGCGUUCCCUGGGGGGCCCGCAGCGUUCCUGGGGGGGCCCAGCACACUCUUACUUCUCUUCCCAGCAGCUUCCCUGUCUAACUUUAAUGGCCUGUGUGCCACCAUUGUAACCCGUGGCAAUGCUCUGACUGCCGCGGGAAUAACGAGAGUUAGACAAGGGAGCUGCUGGGAAGGUAAGAGUGUGCUGGGCCCCCCAGGACCCUGAUGGCGGCCCUGGUCUGCAAUAUCAGUAUCUUUAUUGGCCGAUACUGAUAUUGCAGAAAAUACAGAAUAUCGACCAGACCGAACACUGCCCCUAGGGACACCUCCAAGAGGCCACUCCUUAGAUGGCCACUGGAGGUGCUUCCUGGCUCAGGGUUGCACAGUAAGCAGCCCUGCCGUUCAGCGCCCCCACGCUCUGCAUGGAGAUGCUGAAUUUUCCUCAUAGAGACGCAUUGAGUCAAGGUGCCGAUUGGCCAAAACAGCAUUUUGCCCCGCCCUUGUGCCAAUUUUGCCAAUUCAAUGCUUUCCCUGUGGGUAAAAAUCUGCCAUUUUGAUGAUGUCACAACGGGGCGGAGCCAGCACCAGCAGACCUGCGCAACGCUGGAAAUAAGGUGAGUUUUAAACUUUUAUAGGGGGGCAAGCCUCCUAAAUGGUGGGUUUAGCACUUCUGGGGUCAGGAAUACAUGUUUGAGUUCCUGACCCUAUAGUGAUCCUUUAAUGCAGGCAUUUUACUACCUAAGGCAGCACUGACAUUGAGCGACUCGACGCCCUACAUGGAGGCAAUGAACGUUCCUCGUAGAGAGGCAUUGAUUUAAAACAUAUCUAUGAAGAGAUAAUGAUUGGCGCAGAGCGGCGUUUUCCUGCGUAUGUGCGAUAACCUCACAUUGGAUUGUUUAAGAUCUUCUAGUUUGAGGUCAGUGAAAGAGGUGAAGCAGGGGUGGACUAGUCACAAGGAAACUCGCACGGCAUUGGAACAAAGGUGAGUAAAAUCACCUUUUACUUUUCUGACCAGGGGCAGCAGCAAGCUGUUACUUACCUUUCCUGCAGCUCCCGGUGUAAAUCUUGCGAGUCCCACGGCCGUCAGUGUUACCAUUAGGGUUACCAUGGCAACGCUGUGCGCAACAUGCAGUCCUUAAGAUUUACACAGGGAGCUAAAGGGAGCUGCUGGAAAGGUAAGUAACAGCUUGCUGCAGGGCCCCCAUUGCUCAGUACAUGCCACUGGACCACCAGGGAAUGACAUAGCCCCCCUCCCUGGCCAGGUAACAAGCAGGGAAGGGGGACAAAAAAAAAUCUAAAUCAAACAUAUAUAAAUAUUAAAAAUUUAAUUAAAAUAAAAAAUUCUCCCCCCUCCCCCCAUUUUACACAAAUUACAUCCCUUCAGAAACACACACACUCUGCAUUAUAUACACACACACUACACAAACACACACACACUGCAUUCAUUAUAUACACAGACUACACACACACUGCAUUCACUAUACGCACACUACACACCCACCACACACUACAUUUAAUAUACACACUCAGCAUUCAGUGUAUAUAUACACACACUACACAAACUCACUGCAUUCACUAUAUACACCCUGCAUUCAUUAUAUUAACACUGCAUCCACUACACAAACACACGCAGCUCCCCUGUCUAAACAUACUGCAUCCACUACAUGUGGCAUGUAUAUUUUGUGCAUUUACCUUUAGAAAUAGUUAUCGGCUAUCAACCUGAAAGUUCACAGAUUAUCGGUAUCUGCUCUAAAAGAAAAAAUCAAUAUCGGUCGAUCCCUAAUGAGAACAUUUUUUUUUAUUUCUAGUUAGCCAUACUUUCAAAGUGACUCUAAUUGAUAGAUGAAAACUUGUAGUUUCGAAGUUAGACAUAUCCAUAAAUAAGAGAGAGGAGCCUGUAGGGUAAAGAAGAGAUACAAUGGUGGUAUCAGUGGAAAAAAAACUGGUGAUAAACCCUAAACUGUUAAUUGAAUUUGGGAGAAAAACAACAAAAAACAGAAACCAAAAGUUACCAGCAUGUAUCUCUUAAUGUAGGGAAAAACUACAGAUAUAGUUCCACGAUGAAAAAAAUUAUCUCUAAUUGAGAAAUUAAUACCAAGGCUAAUACUUAACUUUUAAUGUUAAUUUAGAUUAAAUAAUAAAGAAAACAAUAAUAAUAAGUAAGAUAAAACAAGGUGUUUGGUCCCUAUUGUAUCAAAUAUAAGAUACAAAUACCUUGCUAUAAGAGUAUCUAAUUAAAGAUACUCUUAUGGUUAGGCAACAGUGUAUCUAUGUGAAUUAUCAAUAAGCAGUAAAAUAGGCUUUUAUUUGGACACUGUAACGCAUACAAAUGGGCUCAUGACGCCUACCUGGCAUUUCCUAGGUGUCAAUACUCACCGCCGUUAUCUCACAGCAACGGAACUUUCAUUCCGUGUUUAGACGUCCUGUUACUGGAUGUUUAAGUACUUAUAAUUUUGUUACCUUGAUCUCUCUUCCUGAAAGAAUAGCGGGUGGUUUCAGAGUUAGAGCAGGCUUUUUUAAAGCGGUGCCCACGAAGGCACACUAGAUACCUACCGAUAUAGGAGCUAGUCAAUUUGCACCUCCUUUCUCCCUCUGCCUCAGCUUUGACUAUAUAGUAUGUGUUACAGUGUCCAAAUAGCAUAUUUUCCUGCUUAUUGAUAAUCCACAUAGAUUCACUGUUGCCUAACUAUAAUAGUAUCUUUAAUUAGAUACAAAUACCUUGCUAUAAGAGUAUCUUAUAUUUGAUACAAUAGGGACCAAACACCUUGUUUUAUAUUAUUAUUAUUAUUACUGUUUUCUUUAUUAUUUAAUCUAAAUUAACAUUAAAUGUUAAGUUUUAACCGUGGUAUUAAUUGGUACUACUUUCUCAAUUAGAGACAAUUUUUUCAUCUUGGAACAACAUCUGUAAUUUCUCCCUACAUUAAGAGAUACAUGCUGGCAACUGUUUUUUUCUCUCUCAAGUUCAAUUAGCCAUAACCAUGAUUUAAAUGCAGCAAGGUUUUUAGAAUACAAGGAAGCUCACAUUGAUCACUGCUUAUAAUACAGGUUAGAUCUGCUUAUGCGUCAUUGUAUGUUUAAUGCUUUAGAAUGCCAGAGGGAUCUUGGCAGGAGUGUAGUGUACCCCAUUUUAUCCUCAUUAACUAUUGGGGAGUGGCAGUUGCAAGGUAGGUUUGGGAAGGGAGUUAUCGGUCUGUGUCAACAUAGUUAAAACUAUUCAUUGAAACAAUGCAGUGCCUGUGCCCAGAUAAUACCCAAGUAUGAGUUGGUGGCUAGGAAACUACCAUGUUAAGCAAUCGGGAGCAGUAGCUUUAUCUAAGUCUCUCAUUCUCUAAUGCGUGUCUUCAUUUAUACCAAGUUAAAUACAUUUUGUUUUAGUUUUUAAGUUUAAGACCGCCCCUCUGCUUUGCAAAAUAAACAACUAUUUAUAUUGGUAUGCUGUAAUAUCAAAUAAGGUCAAACAUUUACCAGAUUGUGUUCUGUGAUGUGUGUAAAAAGGCACUUAUUUUAUGUGGGGGAGCUUCUUUUUAGAAACAUAAUUUAUGGCAGUUGGACAGAUUAAAAUUUUCAAUGCAUAUUAAAGCAGAAUUGUCAUUCUCAUACCCCAGUAAAAUCCUUCUCUUGGCAAAACUUAAGAAAACGAAGAGUUACCACAUUAGAUUUGUCACUUCCCCUCGCCUUUGCUAGCGAUUGCUGCGGGAAUAAGGCAUUAUGUUGCUUAUAGCGGGACUCUCCAUAGCCAUUAGUGUUGUACUCUUCUGCAUGUGUGAAAGUACUGCACUGAUGUGGGCUCCUGGCAGAUGAAAUGCCAGAAGCUGAAGAAAGAAGAUGGUGGCACCGGCGAUGGACAGCAUCAGGAAGUAUAACUCAUCAUAGUUGCAUCUCUCGGCCACCGCACCCACUGUCCAGACGAAAAAAUGGUUGUUUGAACUCUGUGAUGUUUAAAGGCUAAAGUUUUAAAUGCUAGAAACUCUUGGGUUUGUAUUAUAACACACAAAGUGGGAUAUAAAAUUUGCUAUAUGUUGUGGUGCAAUGAAAACAGUGACUGCUUUGGUAGAAAACGCAAGGUACCAUGAUUAGCUAUGGUUCUAGUAUGGUAAGUUAUGGUGCAUGGAACUCUCAGUCCUCCUUCAUUAUGUUCAUUAUAACUGCAGUAACUUGCAAAGAGAAUAAUUUACAGAAGCCAUAAGCCCCAACAGAUUAUUUUACAGUAUGUACCUGCAAACAACUUGUAUGAAUUCUGAGAGCCUGUAAAUAAGCUGCGUGCACGACUGGCUGUAAUCAGUUUCAUUUAUGGGGGGGAAAAAUUUAUAUAAUUAAGCUACUCAGCUAGCUAAUAUGAUUCAUGUGUCUGCUUUCAUUACCCAGCAGAGUAGUGUCUUUAAUUUGAUUUAAUAAAUGAAACUACUUGUGAUUGUUGAUGUACGUAUUACCUGUUACUUACCUUUCAUCUAUUGGAUUAAUGUAAGUAGGAAGUCUAGGAUGAGUGAAAAUAGAAAAGAGCACUUGCAAAUGACAUGGUGUUGAGUGGCGGUAGGAAGGGUAAAAACGGAGGGCAUUUACAUUUUUUAUUUUAUUUUUUUUAUUUUUUUACAAAAAAACGUUUAAAAAAGGAAAUAAAUAAAUGUAGUGGUGGUAAGCCAGCAUGGGAAUGAGAGAAAUAUUACAGGUAGAAAGUUUGAGUCACCAAAUCACAUAUUUCUAGACCACGUCAUUUUAUUAGGAUUGCUAUGUGUCACACAACUUUCCAGGGCUGUUUGGAAAAUAUUGGUAAAUAUGGAUGUGCAACCAGAGAGCCUUCAGUAAUCAGGCACUUUUUCAUUAGAUCACUUUUUGCAUGUCUGCUUCUAUGCUGCACCUCUUUUUGUGGAGUGUAGAACACAGAUUUAUCUGCAGGAUACAUUGUUAUCGAGGUGAUCUUCCAAAUAAGGAAGGCUACAGAUUCUGGGUUGUUAAUAGUGCUGAAUGGAUAAAUGGUGUCACUUGUAGGUUAUCUACCUGAAUCUCUGCAUCUGGUUAUGCAGGAAGAGAUGGUGUAGUCUCUUGGGAGAGCCUGCUUAGUGGGCGUCGAUCUGCAGUAAAAGGUGUUAGAAAUCCCACUUACAUCAUCGGUGCAAAGACACAGACACGCACACAACCUUCCAGCUAAUCUGCUAUGCACUCGCCCUGCAUGUUAGAAAAACAGCAGCACUUGCUGAAUAACAAGAAUUUUUCCACAUGCAGACCAGACAUCUCCCUGUUGCGUGUCCUAAUGCACCACAAGGCAAAAAAUGAUAAGCAGGCUGCUAUGUGACCCUCUGUAGUUAUACACCAAAUUGAUUUAUCAUGUGAAACAAAGCUUAUGUUCCAUGUGACUUUAGCCACUAGGAUGUCUAAUGUGAUUGAGGAUAAAAUAUACCCUCUGUUACAGAUUUGCUGCCUGGUUUCUAAUUAUAUUUUAAUGUUUUCAGUGUGGUCACAAUCUGUGUAACCCUUCGCAUGCCACCCUGUUUGCAUUGUUUGUCAUAGUGCUACUAAAUACCUGAAUGUUACCAGGGGCAGGCAUGUCAAGCUUCACAGGUAUUGGAAUCCAACAGAACAAAGGUUAUUUGCAUUAAGAUAGAAAGUUAUUUCCAUGCAUACUGUAAUUUUUUGUUCCUAAACAAAGCCAUGGCAACAUUUAUAGGUAGCUCCUUCCCUCCCAGUGUAAAUGACAGGAAGCAGAACCAUUACAGUAGUAUAAAUAACAUUGUCCAUUCCAUAUCUAGCAAUCUUUAGCCCUGUUCUCCACACAAGUCAGAAAUUAGACUGCUUUAGCAGACUGCCAGAAGGAAUUCUCAGUACAAAAUUUAAAAGUAAGACCACAUAGAGCAGAUUGAGAAAAAUUCUCCAUGUCAAUUCUGUUUUCAGUUUGGUUAUGACCUUGAUGUUUCACUUAAAAUUUCCUUUGGAUACCCUGAAAUUCUUUAUUUAGUAAAUAGGCUUCCAGAUAUAUUUUUGUGCUGAGAAGGCCAGCAUUUAUACACACCCAACAAAGGUUUAGCAUUGGUCCCUGAAGGUUCUGUAAUUGGCACUUAUAGUAUGUCAUUUCUUAAAACCAAGAAAUGCAAUAUUGUGUGCUGGUGAUAUUUGAGAUGGUUUUGAUUGGAAAAUUGUGCUUACUGAUCGUCAGAAAUGUUUGGAGACUGUGUGAAGCAAAUUAAAGUUAUAUGGGGCAUUUGAAGGUGUUACUGGAAGGUUACUCUGAACGCAUAGAGAAAAAAGUUCAAAACUGUAUGGCGAUUACAGAUAAUAUAUUGUGUGCUAUGGACUGGAAAGAAGUCAAAAUGCAUUCUUAUAUAUAAUAAUAAGGCUAUAUAUACAUGUUGUCUACAGUGAUGUUACAUUGAGGACUGGUUCAUUGUUGACAGUUAAUUGCUUUUGAAAAAAAAUGCUCAUUUAUUGUUGGAAUCUUACACAUAUUUGCUGCAUCAGCAAGCCAGCAGCUCUCAGUGUCUCAAGGACUUGCGGCUGUUGAAGUUGAUUGUAUACUCCAUCAGCGCACAAGGACCUUGUAAAUCAAAUCGAAUUACAGAAAACCUACAAUUCUCAUGCAGCUGAACAGAAGUGUAAACUCUGAACCUUCUCUCUCUGUAUAUAAAUUCAAUCUUUGCUAAUUUCACAUGGUUGUUCUGUUUUUGGCUGGAGCAUACACUCAAACAUUAAACCGAAAUCACUUUUGACAGUUGCAUUUAGUAUUAAAAAUGUAUGUGAAUGCUUUUAAUUAAAGGAACACUAACUUUAAAAACAAUUAUAUUAUUUAUUGAAUACAUCAUGUAUCCUAAAGGUAAAUUAUGUUGUCAAUGUAAAAUAUCAAGAUCCAGGAUAGUCUCCUCACAGCAGCUUCAGUGCUUCUUCUGAGAUCACCAAUGCUAAUCAUCUCUGUGCAGUUUUAAAGUGACACUAUAGUCACCAAAACGGCAAGUCAUUUUGGUGCAUAGAUCAUGUUCCUGCAGGCUCACUGCUCAAUUAUCUGCCAUUUAGGAGUAAGUUUAAAAAAAAAAAAAAAAAAAAAUAUGCAGCCCUAGUCACACCUUCCUGUAUGUGACUUAGUCUUCCUAAACACUUCCUGUAAAGAGACCUCUAAUGUGUACCCUAUCUUCAUUGCAAAUUCUGUUUAAUUUUGAAUGCCUUAUCUCUUGCUCUGUUAAAAGCUUGCUAGGCACUGCAGGAGCCUCCUGUGUGUAGGUAAUGUUAAAUUUAAAGAGCAGGAGAUAAGAACAUUUAAAGUUAGUUACAUCUGAUUAAAAGUGAAACUAUUUUGUCUUCAUUCAGGCCAAUGAGUCACAGCCAGGGGAGGUGUGGCUUGGGCAGAAUAAACAGAAACAAAAGUGAUUUAACUCCUAAAUGGCAUAGAAUUAAACAUUGAAUCUUCAGAGGCAUGAUCUAUAUACACCAAAACUGCUUAAGAUAAAGUUGUAUUUGACCAACCGCGCACAUGGUCCUUUGCCCAAAACAGUUCCAUGAAAUCAGGGCUAGCGGUCGGUCAACUUUGGUAACAUAAAAAUGAAUAAAAUACUGAACCAAUCCUAUUCACGGAGCUUCCACAAACCACCCCGUUCCGCACCUUUGACAUGUUCCGCCACUUACAAAUAAAAAGCUUCCUGGAAACACCGACAAUAUCACAGGGGGGGACCAGAACGAUGACCCACUUCGAAAAACAAUGCCUACAAACACCAGCACGCAAAGGCCAAAUAUCAGAGAUAUACUCACACAUAAUACAACACAUUAAAGACGGAGCACUCACAUACGUGUCGGCUUGGGAGAGGGACAUAGGUCCAGCGGCAGAACCAUCAGACUGGGCCGAUAUUUGGGAAGCCACAGCGACCAUCUCAAUAUGCGUUAACCAUAAAGAACAAGCUUACAAGACGCUCAUGAGGUGGUAUCUCACCCCCCUAAAACUCAAACAGAUGGGCAGGUCAGACAACGACUCAUGCUGGAAGGGCUGUGGACAGAAGGGAACGUACCUCCACAUGUGGUGGGAGUGUCCCCACACAGCGCAACUAUGGCGCCAAACAGCUACCAUGGUAUCACAGGUCCUACAUACAAACAUCCCACUGGACCCAUGGAUUUGGCUCCUGUCCAAACCCAUGGCAGGCACCCCAAGGGCCCAAAACAAACUCAUUGCCAAAAUUGCUCUGACCACGAGAAGAACAAUCGCAGAAAAAUGGGGAAGUCCGGACAUACCAACAAUAGACACAAUUAAACGGAAAAUCAAAGACACAAUAAAAAUGGACGAAAUGUCCGCCCUAAUUCACGACACAACCAAACACUUCAACAAGAUUUGGGACCCCUGGAUCUACGAAUUCCCAAUCCUUCCCUAAAUAUCAAACGGGGGAAACACCCCACAAGGUGAAGUAACACACGCUCUCACCGCAAGAGAUAGAGCCUCCCCACAACACUUCCCUAAAAGAACAGCCAAACCCAGCAAACACACAGCACACAAAUACCCCCUACAGAGGGAGACUAACUACUAACAACCGACACCUGAAAAUACACAAGAACCUGCAAUGGGCAUGCCCAUCUCAGGACCAAGAAAACAAAAGAGAGGGAAGGUGGACACGUGGAAAAGAUCACUUAGGGAACAGAACAAAUACCCACCCACCAACACAGGGAGCAGGGGGCGAACGACCUACCCCACAGGACACUCAGAGAAAUCACAACCCACUCCAGACCGAAACCCCUACACAAACCAACACUCACACGACUAAACGACACCACAGACGACCACACACAUACCACCCAAAGCGACACACAAGCCUGUAAGAGACGAAAAGACAGACAAUCACCACACACAUGCUCCCCGACCCAUACCUCUCCAUUCCCAUAGACACCACAGAGAAGUGCUGCGACCCAACAAUCAAACACAACCAAUACGCACACUCACAUAACCGAAAGGUUCACGACAAACCGGACCCAAAACUUAGCAAGAGGAUACUGUACUAGCUUAACGACAAAAAGGCAACACAAUAGGGUAUCCUACCCCCUUCCCCUCCUUUUUUCUGUACCAGCCCCAAUCAGUAGACAACCGAACCACCACACAGAACAAAAGGAAGCACUAGGUAAAGAAGCAAAGAACGCAAACACCUAGAAAGAAUGUGGUAACCAAAAGAAAAUGAAACAGGUUGGACUAGAAAAGCAAAUAGAGUAUGACUCAUAUUGUAACUGUCUACUCCCUAUUUCUCUUCUGUAUCCUUACCCCAAAAUUCUUCACAAAUAAAAAAUUUAUAAAAAAAAAAAAAAUCAAUAAAAUACUGAACAUGGUCUCUAUUUGAACCGUGGAGCUUAUUCCCCUCAUCCAGAUGAAUGAUUCCACUGAACAAUGUUCUUGUAGGAUCUAUAGAACCGAACGCAGGCAAUGAUGGAAGUCCAGUGGUGUUCGGUAGUUUGUGUCCGUUUUUUAGUUCCAUGAACUCGACGACUAAACACUGCGUUCAUGGCCGCCACCUCGUGGUUGUUCACACGAAUUGAGAACCGUUCCAAGGUGUUAAUAGGGGUUAACAAGCUCCCGGGUGGUCCCUGGUUCGUGCGGUUGUUCGGUUCCCGAACGGUAUAGGGAAAUUACAUGAACCAAAACAGUUAAACAGUCUUUUACAGGUUUCCCUGCAGGGCCCAUAGUCUGUGGGCAGGAGGCUGGCAAGCAGGCUCCUCCAGGAGCUUGAGGCAAACUCUCCUGGGAAGGUGAGUUUGUCACAUCUCUCACUUCCGACAACCAUCACCAGUGACGCCUGCAGGGUAUUGGCUUUGUGGUCUCAUAUCCAGUGCUGUACAAUCACCCCAGCCCCCAAAUUCUACAAAGUCACCAGAUGGUGGCAGUGUCGCUUUAAACUAAAGUUGCUAUGAUGCAGAUAGUAUACAUUUAAAAUAUCCCUUAAAGGUUGUGUCAUCAAGCAGUAGACUUGGUGUUCUUCUCAAAUCUGUUUGUCUUUCACGAAUUAGGGAAUGACAUAUAUGAACAUGUUUCUCUGGGCUUUUGGGUGGCAGCAAUAAGCAACUGUUCCUAUCAUGUUUAUUAUGUUGCUCAGCUGUGAAUACAUUUAUCAUUAUGACAUCACACAGUAAUUGGUGGUCUGGACGUGUGUUUCAUAACAAUGAAGAUGCCUGAAAAGCUGAUACGUUUCCAUGUAAUAAAUCAAAAGUUAAAGAUGCUCUAUCAUCUGUCUAAAAUAAUAAUCCCAAAAUAAUCAUAUAAUAAAUGUAGCUGUAAUUUCCACUUAAAGAUCUGAGUUUUCCACUCUCUCCUCUUGUUCCUUUUCUAGCUUACUAGUUCUCUUACCCCUAUCUUCUUACCCUCUUACCACUCCAUCAGCACGGACGGGUAUAUCCUUCCCUCAUUGCUAGGCAGUUUUGGAGGAACUACAAUUCCUUUGCACCUCCUUACCUUCAGUUAGUACCCAGGCACCAAAAUCUUAAACUUAUACACCAACGAAAACACAUACCCACCCUGCUGCCGUGCUUAUACCAUAAAGAAAGAUGCAAUCCUAUCAACACGCUAUGUGACUGUAGGAAUUAUCCUAAACAGAAUAUUUCCCUAGAUGUACAAAUAGUUCUCUUAUUGUUACUGCCUAAUUUUAAUGAUGGAAUAACUGCCCCUAAUGUCCUUUCUUUAUUCUGUACCCUACUACCUACCUACCAAACGUUGAAAUUUACAUAAAUAAAGAAUUUAUAAAAAAUAAAAAAACUGACCGUUUUCCAUUUUGGACCCGGCCAUCAUGUAACUGCAUUAUAUAUUUUUUUUGGCACAUGUCAGCUGCUGGGAAAGAAGCUGGUGAGAACUUGUGAUUCUAUUAGCCACUCAGAAUAUGGUACUUUAAUAGUGAAAGGAUCAGUUUGGGCACCAUAACAACUUCACCAAAAUUAAGUUAUGGAGCCAGGAGGUCCCUGGUGCUAGCUCACCUUAAUAGUUAAACCAUUCUCUAAUCUUCUGUCCUUCUGUUUAACACCUUAGAGUGGGCCUCCUGGCAACAUAACUUCAUUUUGAUAAAGUUGUUAUGGUGCCCAGAGUGUUCCUUUAAGCUCCUUUAUCUCACACCCUUCUACCUCCAUGCACCUAGUUACCAAAGGAUGUCUGAGUAGACUAAAACCCUUUUGGCUAUAAACUUCUAAUUUGAUACGGUUUUAAAAAUGAACAUGUGGCACAGUUUUUAGGAUCCUACACAAUGGUGUGCCUGGGCUUGUGUUUCAGAUUUAUUUCUCUACUUACUCCACUAUACCGUUUUAGAACUAGUACUGAAACCACGUCUUAUUUUUCCACAUAUAUGGAGGGUCUUAAAAUCUUUUUUUUUUCUUCUUCUAAUAUAUAUGUGUAAAACUAUAAAAAGAGAAUAUGGAUUCGACAUUGUACAUUGUACAUUGUUUUCUGUAAUCAUUAAAUUAUGCACACUAUUGUGGUUUUACUGUUUAUUUGAAAACAAAAUGUAUUAAUUUAUCAGUGGGGGGGGGAGGGGCGGUGUUGGAGGGUAAAGAGGCAGGGCCAGAUUAACAGCCCAGUGGGCCUGGUGCUGACAAUUAUGACGGGCCUAAUUAAAGAAUCAUAUCGACCAAAAACACUAAAACACUCCCAAGCGUCAUGUAUCUGAUGGAGAUGGUGCUGGAGAGAAAGAAAACAGCAGCUAUAAGAAAAAACACAUACCCUAUGCUAAUCUCCCUCUAACUUAUGUUUCCAUCUUUCAAGUAAAUCCAUAACCCCUAACAGCACUGUCCAGACAAGCAGGAAGUCAAUGGGCACGGUAAAAGGCUGUGCCACGGACACAAAUCAAGUAACCUGCCAAAAGGGGCAAACAUGCCCAAAAAGAGGACAUGUCUGCCCAAAGAAUUUGAAGGCCAGCCUGGCAUGAAUGCAUGUCAGGCUGCCUGCCAAUCAUGCAGCUGGCCAACUAAGGGCAUACUAUGCAGACAGCACCCUGAGCUAGGCAUAAAUGCAUCUAAUGAUGUGCUCGCUCAACGCUUUCUAAAGGACUGUCCCCUAGCACUCGCUGGUCCACUUGUCUCCUUACCUUCUUACUAGCAGGCACACGCUCCUGGUAUAUAGUCUGGGACAGAGAAAAGCUGUAUGUAGUGAGUGUAGAAGAAUGGGAACAUGCCACAGUGUUAGAGAGACCAAAGUCAGCAUUACCUUAAAGGAUCACUAUAGGGUCAGAAACACAAACAUGAAUUCCUGACCCUAUAGUGUUAACACCACCAUCUAACAACCCCUGGGCCCCUCAUGCCUCCAUAAAUAUAGUACAAAUCUUACUGUAUUCAAGCCUGAAGCUGUAUCUCUGCAUGCUGUUUGACUCAGAAAAACAAGCAGUGUGCUGACAUCAUUAGAAGUGGUGGCCUGAUCCAAUCACAGUGCUUCCCCAUAGGAUUGACUGAGACUGACAAAACGGCAGAUCAGGAGCAGAGCCAGCAUGAUUCAAACACAGCCCUGGCCAAUGAGCAUCUCCUCAUAGAGAUGAAUUGAAUAAAUGAAUCUCUAUGAGGAAAGUUCAAUGUCUGCAUGCAGAUUGAGGAGACACUGAAUGUUUGGAUGCAUUUUAGGCAGCCAUUACCCAGAAAGGAUCUCUAACAGCCAUCCAAGGAGUGGCCAGUGAAGUUAUCACGAGGCUGUACUGUAAGGACUGCAUUUUCUCUGAAAAUACAGUGUUUACAGCAAAAAGCCUGAAGGUAAUGAUUCUACUAACCAGAACAUAUUCAAUAAGCUGUAGUUGUUCUUGUGACUAUAGUGUCCCUUUAACUAUAUUCAUUGUCAGCCAGUCCACACAAGUUUUGUUCCCAUACAUCCCUCUUAAAGGACCACACUAGGCACCCAGACCACUUAAUGAAGUGGUCUGGGUGCCAGGUCCAGCUAGGGUUAACCCAUUCUUUUAUAAACAUAGCAGUUUCAGAGAAACUGCUAUGUUUAUGAAUGGGUUAAGCCUUCCCCCAAAGCCUCUAGCGGCUGUCUCAUUGACAGCCGCUAGAGGUGCUUGCGUGCUUCUUACUGUGAUUUUCACAGUGAGAGCACGCCAGCGUCCAUAGGAAAGCAUUGCAAAUGCUUUCCUAUGCGACCGUCUGAAAGCGCACUCAGCUCUUGCCGCGCGUGCGCAUUCAGCCGACGGGGAGGAACGGAGGAGGAGAGCUCCCCGCCCAGGGCUGGAAAAAGGUAAGUUUUUACCCCUUUUCCCCCUUCCAGAGCCACUAGGACACUAGGAAGACGGGGAGACCUGGGGACACGGGGAGAUCUAGGGACACAGAGACACCAGUGACACUGGGAAACUAGGGGACACUGGCUGGGACACAUGGGGACACUGGGAAAAUAGGGGACACUUGAAGACAUGGGGACACAGACACUAGAGACACUGGCUGGGGGACAGGGGGACAUUGAGACAUGGGGGCACAGGGAGACAUGGGGACACUGAGACACCACGGCCACAGACAUUAGGGACACUAGCGUGGAGACAUGGGGACAUUGAGACACUUGAGGCACUGGGAGACAUGGAGGCACUAGAAGACAUGGGGACAGUGAGACACUGGGAGACUAGGGGUCACUGAGACACCAGGGAUACUGGCAGGGAAACAUGGGGACACUGUCUGCCAUAAUGUCCCUUAGUGUCCCCAUGUCUCCUUGCAGCUUUCCCCCCAUCCCUUACUUCCCUGAGCUGUAGGCUGUCUCUGCAGGGUGGGAGAAGCUGUCUGGACUCUCUUUAGCUGCAUCCCUGCAGAUCAGUGAGUAGAGAGAGGCAGGGAGGGAUAUGCUGGAACUUCCUAUCCCUGCCUGUCUCCACACACAGCGACCCCUACUGGCCAGUGCUGGUAUUGCAUAGUAAUCUCUUGUUUAUACUGAGAAAAAUACCAGCAUUUGUAUUGCCAAUAUCACCAGCCAGGCAGCCACAAAUACUGGCUGUGCCAAUAAAAUAAAAGCGUAAGAGUAGUGUGUGAAUUUUUUUUUUUUUUUUUAAAUCAAUGGGCCUAUUCCAUGGGCCUGGGCCUGGAGCUGCAGCUCCAUCAGCCCCUAUGUUAAUCCGGCCCUGUAAAGAGGCCAUGCUUACCCACACCAGGUGGAAAAUAGAGAGAACAAUGAGCCAGAAGUACUAGAUUGGGAGGGAAGGUCUCUAUACAGAGUGACCAUAAUUUUAGGUAAGACUCUUGAGUAUCCUUAAAGGGACACUGUAGUCAUCAGAACAACUACAGCUUCUUGUAAUUUUUCUGAUGGUUAUAGUCCGUUUUGGCAGGCCUUUUGCAGUAAACACUGUGGGGUUUUCAGAGAAAAGGCAGUGUUUACAGUACAGCCUAGGUCUCCACCCUCCGCAUGGAGACACUGAACUUUCCUCAGAGAUGCAUUGAUUCAAUGCAUAUCUAGGAGGAGAUAUGGAUUGACCAGGGUGGCAUUUGGCUUUUUUCCCUGCCGCACCCCCAUGGCAAUCUCAGCCAAUCCAAUGCUUCCCUAUUUGAAAGGUUUGAGAUUGGCUUGGAUCAUCACUUCUGAUGAUGUCGAUCAGGGGCAGAGCCAGCAGCCGCCGACUGGAAUUUUACUAUAUUUAAGAGGAUAAGGGGGGUAGAUGGUAUUUUUUAAUCUAAAGUGUCAGGAAUACAUAUGUGUUCCUGGCCCUAUAGUGUUCCUUUAAUGGAUGUGGUAAGUUUCAGCUAAAAGUAUGCAAGGACAUUUAUUUUCCAAUGAAAAGAUGCAAGGCUCAAAGUUUCUGGUUUAGCACGCCAGAUUUUAUGUGAAACCCUUAGGUUUGCUUAAAUUGUUGAAGAAGGGCUUGAAGAUUGGACAAGAUUUUUUUGUUUUGUUUUGUGUUUUGUUUUUUCUUCCUGAAUAAACCAGAUUGGGGUGAAGGAUUUAGUCUCAUUGAGAGAACUUCAGCAUAUUACUUGAUAAGUUACGUUAGAUAAAAUUGGGCAACGAUUGACUCUUUGCUUUCUUUUGAAAUUACUACUGCCUGACCUCUGCAUAUUCUGGAAAGGGGUAAGAUUUCCAGUCAGAAAUGUGUUAAUCUGCGGGAUGCAUAAACUGUUUACAGCAUCAUAGAAUUUCUCAUAAGUCAGCAAGUGCUGGGUCACGAAUUCCUUCUCUCUCUGGUACAAAUAGUCCUAAUCAUCCAUUCCGUGCGGAUACUAUUCAGUCUAAAAGCAAAGAUUGUAUCCAUUUUGUUGGCUGUGCAAUAGACAAUAAGACAUUUUGUCAACAAUGGUAAUUUGUCAUUGAGAUGAAUGUUAACUUGUCCCCUUACUCCAACUAAGUCUUGGAGCAUAUUGGGAUCUACCACCAGUUUAUACAGAGGACCUGGUCUGAGGGAAAGUGGAACCAGCACACUGAUCACUAAUGUAUUGCGAGAAGAGCAUGAAAUCUGAUCGCACAAGAGAAGGAAGAAUUUGAGUACAGGAAUAUGGGUAUAAAGUAAUAAGGGAAAUGAUCAGUUUAUACAUGCAUUAAGCAAUAGUAGCAAAGAAUGCAAAAAGAGAAUAUUUUGUCCCUCCAUAACAAUUUUACAAAAAUAGAUGGUAAGGUGUCAAAUUCAAGAAGAAGCUCACACAGUGAGAAGAGAGAGCAAAAGGAAAAUAAAUAAUAUAACAUAUACAUGUAAUCACAGUGACAUAGUCAUUGUAAGUAAGUUAGCUUAGUUAUCCUUAGACAGCAACAAGUAUGAUUAUAAUCUUAGUAGGUAAAUUUGUGCAAAGCACAAGGAUCUUGGUUCAAAUGCUCUGCAUGAGGACAUCCAGCGUUUGUAAAAUCCCCGUAGGAAAGCUUGAGCAAUGCACACUAGUCCGCACCCCUCUGAGGAGGCAGAACAUCAACCCCACACCAUGUGACAUUGGCACUGCAAUCAGGAAAGUGACUAAAUGGUUUUUAUGUGUGUUUUUUUUUUUUUUUUUCUUUAACCCUUUAGCUACUAUGUGGUGUGAGAGAGGGGGGACCAGAGGGCUCUAUAGUGUUAGGAAUACAGAUUUGCAUUCCUAACACUAUAGAAUCCCUUUAACCUCUCCACUUCAAGGGAUACUCAGAGUCCUGGUACUUAAAUUGCAAAAAUACAUCUUUUAAAUGGUCUUUUUCCAAAAAUCAAUCAUCCACAAUAAAGAUGUUUGAGAGAUGGAGCUAUAGGGGAAAAGAUGGCAUCUGGCAUCAUUCAAACAAUUAAAUAACAAAUAUGCCCAGCAGGAAGCAAUACUGCGAUAUUGCUAUUAAAUGCAUAUGCAGCAUUUAAAAAAUAUGUACAUUGUGACAACUCAUUCACUUUAUAGAAAAGGAAAAAAAAGGCCCACUUGUGCAUCUGUUUAUCAAUUGAAUGAGACGUGUGUUACACCAUACAUGCUUGUAUGCUCAGUAAUUCCCUGAUAGAAAUAGAGACUGGGAAUGUCAGAUGUAUUUUCUGUUCUGUUCUUUCCCCAUGAUUACAAAUAGAUAAUAUAGGAAUAUAUCUAAUUUUUCUUGUGACUCGAGUGUCUCCAUUUCUUUCUUUCUAAGUUUCAUUCGUUAUUUCCUUCCUCUUUAAUUUUGGUUUAGAUCUUGGAAAUCAAUUCUAUUUAUUGUGUGUUUUUGUUUUUCCCAAACUGUAAUCUAUUCCAUGUGUCUGGCUGCUCUGCUUUCCAUUCCAUGGCUUUUCAAAGACGCUGGCCGCACUGUGUUCUUUUGCAGCCCUUCCUAUCUGCUCCCCAUUAGUCUAUAAUGAAAUCCUCAAAAUUCUUGGGUUAUGGUGACAGUGUAGUAUGAGCGAAGAGCAAUUACAAUUCUCUGUAAAAUAGGCAUAGUCGUUUUAAAUUGCUGUGGGAGAGCUAGUAGGACCUCUACAUGUGACUGUCAGUAGGCGCGUGUAAGAUGUGAUGAUGAGCGAGAAGUCUGAUAGAGACAGGAAUAUUAGAUAUUUUUAUUAACCACUUGUGAGAUGGAGAAAAAGGGAAUUGUGUGUGAUUAUAUAUAGAUGUCUGUGCUAUAGUGCAACAAUACUUCACACAUUUUGUAAACAAUGAUGACUGAAAUUGGAACUUUUUUCUUUUUUAGUUUUGUGUUGCCUACGUAUGAAAUAGCAGUCUUGCUGCGUGUGUAGAAUAUGUUUACAAAUAUGUAUGUAUAAUGUGUGCAUAAAAUUUUGUGCAAAUUGAAGUAAAGCUAAAUGCUUUGUUGAGAACAAGAAAGACAAACUGCUGGAGGAAAUCCAUAUUCCGUCGUUUUUCUGAAUUACAAAAAAUAAAUGUCCUUUGUUCUAUCAGUCUUAACUGCAGUGUUACGAUGUUGGUUUGAAAACCUGAAUUUUGUAUUGAAUAUCAGUUAGUCGGUUACUUGACAGGUUUUAUCAAAAUAAUUUAGAUACAUUGUUAGAAUAAGUAGUCCCCUGCCUUCUGUCAUUCAGGGAGGUCUGAGUGAGACCAUAGAGGAUGUGACUUCCCUUAGUAGUGUGUCAUUCAGCAGCACACAUAUGGGAUAGCGCCGUUACCCUGGUAAGAGACAUGGCGUAAUAAGCAGUCUCUCCUUUCAUGCAACCAUAUAACUCAGAAAUAAAUUUUACCAUUCCAUGCACAAGUGGACCUAUUGACACUCUUAUUUUAUUCAACUGAAUUCCUUUCAGUUUGAUUGAUAGAAGAAUUCACUGUAUUCUCUAUUGAUUUUAUUGAUACAUUGGACUGUAUGUUUCCCUACUCCUGUCUAAUGGAUUUCAUUGCUGCAGUAUAACAAUAACUGAAUGACAACAGAAUGUUCUUAGUAUUAGAAAAAAAUGGACGCAGCUAAGAUAAAAGUACGGUCUUAUUUGGCUUUUGCUACAGAGUAAGAAUGACCAGGGUUACAGACUUGCUAACUGUCCCAUAUCCAGCAGGUCCUGUCCUCCCAUCCUGGGUUUGCAUCUUUGUGUCCCUCUUCUUGGAACUGUCCCCCAGAAGUGGUAAUACAAUCAUUUUUAGACCUAUUCAUUCUGCGCUAAAGGCACUAGGACCUUGCAGCGGGUGCAGUAACAUCACUCUGCAUGGUUAGCCCUUAAUGGAACUGGCUUAAGUGAUUUGCAGUAAGCCAUGCUUGUGUUCCUACUACCUGACCUGCCUACUUUUUCAAUUUGCCUUUCUCCUUUUAAGAAAGUUUGCCAAAAAUGCCAUUCACCUCAUUGGUUUGCCCCUUUUUGGUCUGUCCAUAGGUAUCCCCCUUUACAGGAAGCCAAAAUUGUGUAGUAUGGGGGGCAGCAUUAGUAGGUAUUAGGGUACGGGUGAAAAUCCGCUGAUCUGUCUUACUAAUAUGCUAAUUAAGGGAAUCCAGUUUUUGCAAAUAGCCAGAAUAUCAAAGGUACAUAAAGAUUUGUAUGACUUUAACAGGUAAUUUAAUGACCACUGAAUUGUUGUGCAGAUACAGUCAAGUUUGCUUUUUGUUAAAAGCCAAGUUUCACAUGGCAGAUUUUUGGAUGAAAUUGUCAAGCCUGGACAUCAGAAUGCCAUUCAGAUGCUGUUCAUCACAUAGUGAAUAGACUUCAAUCGGUUGGGAAAAAAACAAAAGUAUGUUUUGAAUCUUGAGCCUUUAUCACUGGGGCGCUAGACACAGUGUGGAUGAUAUAUAAAAUGUUAUUCUAAAGGAAGGUUCUAAAAGUGGUACAGUCGCCAUGGAAACGAGUGAAAUCUUCCUGCUGAUUCCACUAGUUCCCAUUAAGAUUACUGCACUCUUAGAACUUUGCUUUGCAAGUUAUGCUGGUGAAACAUUUCUACAUCUUGCCCAGUGUGCAGAAUAAUACAAUUUGUUUUCAUGUUUAACACUUACAGUGUAUUUCCAGAGUAACAGGUUUUCCAUUUCAAUGCCGGGGGAGGCAACCUUCAGCAUUAAAGAUGUUGUGGACCACAUCUUCCAUGAUGCUCUUUACAGCCGAAAUGCUGGCAAAGCAUCAGGUGAGAUGUAGUCCUUAACUCCUUGAGGUCCAAAGAUUGCUUACCCCCCUGGUAUGUGCCAUAAAUAAUACCUCUGUGUUCCCUAUCUCGGCUAGGCAGUGGAUGUCCAGGUCCAUUCUAAAUUUAUCUGACCCAACUUAAUGGCUAAGUCCAAUCCUUUUUUUAAGCGUAACCAUGUGUUUGGUUUAGCAUGCCCUAUUGGGCAUUGCUAAUUAGACACCUCUCCCUCAGACAAAGCUCCUGUGCUGCUCUCCACUUCGCAGUCUGACGUGUAAAUAUCUGUUUCUGCAUACCUGCACAUGCAGACUUCUACCGUCAUGACCACUUUCAAAAGCAGAAGUAGUCAUGGUGGUUGGAGAAGCCCUUUAAUAAACACGUAUCAAUGGAUGUCAUGUCUUUUUCCUUUAAAACAAUAAAUGUGAAAUUCAAUAUCCACAAUUGUUCUCAAAUUCGGUAGGUACCAUUUUAAAAGUGGCAAGCUGCAUGUUUAACAAUGCAGAUUAUGGACUGCACAAUUAAUAUAAAUAUUUUUCAUAAUUAAAGCUUGUUGAUUCAUGUAAACAAAAAAAAUCACAUUACCUUUUUGGAGUUGGGAAGUAUCUGAUCAUAGUGAUGAUGGAUUUGUUGUUCCCUCAGUUUAGUUUAAUAGGUUACACUGAAAAUGCCCCUGGUCCCUGCCUGACUUUUGUCUAUGGCUGACCGGGAAUAAAACUUUCAUGCUUCUAAUUUUAACACUGUGAGUUUUUGCAUAGAUGAGCACAGUUAAAGAUAGCCAUGGUUAUAAUCUAGAGAGAAAUGGGAAUCUUGAUCAUUCUCAACUCACUUUCAAAGCAACACUAUAAUGUCAGGAAUUCAAACCAUGUACUGUAUUUCUGACAUUAUAGUGCUGGUGUGACUGUUUAGGUCUCCAGCCCCGCUUAGAUUGCGAUGAAAAGGUGAAUUUGCUCAUAUUGUUCCCACGCCACGCAGGUCUAACCAUGUCUGGCUCUGCCUCCAUGGCUGAUAUCAUUAAAGGACCACUAUAGGCACCCAGACCACUUCAGCUCAAUGAAGUGGUCUGGGUGCCAGGUCCCUCUAGUUUUAACCCUGCAGCUGAAAACAGAGAAACUGGUAUGUUUACACUGAGGGUUAAUCCAGCCUCUAGUGGCUGUCUCACUGACAGCCACUAGAGGCCACUUCUGCGAUUCUCACUGUGAAAAUCAAGGUGAGAAGACGUUGACGUCCAUAGGAAAGCAUUGAGUAAUGGAGUAGGAGAGUUCCCCAGCGCCGAGGGAGGCCGGCACUGGAGAAAGGUAAGUGGCUGAAGGGGUUUUAACCCCUUCAGCCCAGCGGGAGGGGGGCCAUGAGGGUGGGGGGGACCUAAUGACCCUAUGGAGCCAGGAAAACAAGUUUUUUUAUUUAUUUAUUUAUUUAUUUAUUUUUUUGGCACUAUAGUGGUCCUUUAACCUUACUGAUCAGACACUAAGCAACAAACAGCAAAAAGCCACACUGUGACAAUCCGCAUCUCCUCGUAGAGAUGCUUUGAAUCAAUGUAUCUCUAUGGGGAAUGUUCAGUGCCACCAUGCAGAGCGUGGAGAUGCUGAAUUCCAGUGCUGCACAUUGUACAGCACUGGAUUAGGAAGCACCUGCAGUGGUCCUCUGAGUGAUUGCCACUAGAGGUGUUACUAGGCACCAAUAUAAACACAAUCUUGUUUCAGUGUUUACAUUAAACAGGCUAUAGACACCAGAAGCAUUACAUUAUGGUUCUGAUGACUAAAGUGUCCUUUUAAAUGGGGAGUUUAUUCACUAAAUAGCAAUACGUAGUGAUUUCAAAAACAUAUUGUGACAUUUAACUCAUAUAGCCAAACCACCAGCAAAUUUUGAAAUUCAGAUUACAGUUCACCAUUAUUCAGUGAAUAAGACCCCGUUAGUUAAAUGGUUUGUGCUGUUAUAAAGUUUUACUGAAAGUCGACUCUCAUUAGCAAUAAUCACAAGCACACUGGCACCCAGUGACAUUAUCAGGAUUAUUCACGGAAGUGUAAAUUCUAGUGCAUUCAAAGUAAAUGCCAAAUAUGCCAGAAUAGCCAAAUAUGAAAUUUUAUUUUACAAGUCAAUUUUGUUCUCAGUUCAACUGUUUUGGCCUGAAUUUACUUUUAGUUCACACUUUAAUCACCCUGUGUGCAUUUUUGUUAGUGAGCGCGUAACCUGGAUACCGUAAUCACUACAGCCCAUUGUAUUACUGAUGCUGUCUUUACUGUUGAGCAUGGACCAGGUACACAUAGCUUGACUCAACACUCAUUGGAUUGUUGAAGUGGAAUUUACACCUCUACAUUAGCAGUGUCUGUUUCGGAUGGGUUUGGUAGUAUGAACGGAAUUGAUUGGUUGAGAGUAUUAGAUGGCAUCCAAUCAAUGCUGUCCAAAUCUGAACGCAAAUUACAUAAUUUCGACAUUAACAUUAUGGCGAGCAAUGGACCAUCUGCUGGACCCAUAGUUUUGUGUCAAACCGCUCAAAGUUGUAGGGAGCAGCAGUAGCCUUUUAGCACCAUAACCUCUACAACUGGCUGUAGUUGAUAUGGUGCUCUGUGUCUGUUUCACCACACCCACCUUGGGAUGUGGAUGGUAUGGGAACAGAAAAUUAUCUGCAUUUAAUGUUUGAAAUCCUUGAGUCAGUUAAAUAUAAUGAGCAAUGCUUUUUACAUGUUUAUAUUAUUACUAAUGUGUGAUCUCUUGUUUGUGAUGCCAUUGCAGUCUGCAAAAAUUGGAACAAAAGCUUAAAAUAUAAUGUGGUUAUUUACAUUUUGCUAUUUUCUGCUUGACUGCUAGCCAGUCACUUAUGUCUUUAUUAUUAUUGUGCAAAAUACAAUAAAAUAGCAUCCAAUUGUGAAUCAUCGGAAAGAGUUCCACAAUCCAUCUAUCUAUUUGUGGAAAAUACACAUUUAUAAGUUACAAGACACAUUUUUAAGCUUGCUAAAGGGACAAUUGCUUUAGGAAAUAACUGCAUGUCGCCUCAGGCUUAUUUUAUAAAAAUGUGAUGUCAAGAGUAUCAGUCACUUUUAGAAUGACCUUAGUAGCGCCUCCUUUGUAUCAUUGAGACAGCCUGGAGCAUUUCCUGCCUCACUAGCUUUGACUUUUUAUUUGAAGUGGAAGCGAGUGCUUCCUUGUGAGACCACUGCUGAUUGUCAUGCAUGCACCUUAUGUAACCAGUGCUGGUCUCUGAGAAGCAUUGAGUUGGAGCAGAUAUCAUCAGUAUAGGUGCUCCAGGGUGUGUGUUUGUGUUAUGUAAUGUUAGAUAUAGGGCUCAAUUUAACAUUCUGGUGCUUGCUUACAAGUCUCUACAUAAUGCUGCUCCAACCUACCUAUCCUCCAUAAUACACAAGUAUGUCCCGUCGAGGCCCCUACGCUAAUGCUCGCCUCUACGAUUUCUCUAGGGCUGCACCUCUUCUGUGUAACUCCCUUCCCUUCUCGGUAAGACUUUCACCCAGUCUCCACUCAUUCAAAAAAAUCUUUGAAAACGCACUUCUUCAAGAAAGCAUAUCAAUUAAACUGUUUUUUAUCCCCCACCCCCAUGACUCUUUUCCUGCAACUGUCAAAAAUUACCUACUAAGCCCUCAGUGAAAACUUUUCUAACAACCUACUUCGUACCCCUAAUUUUACCCUUUACCCUUUGUGUUACUAUACUCCACUCCCUCUAGAAUGUAAGCUCAUUGAACAGGGCCCUCCAGUUGUCUGGUUACAAUUACAUAUCUGUUAGUCCACCCACUGUACAGCGCUACAGAAUCUGAUGGUGCUAUAUAAAUAAUAAUAAUAAUGUAAAUUGUGUGUGUGUGUGUGUUAGUUAUGUAAUGUAGAUUGAGUUAACCGUAUUAAUCCAGUAGACAAGACACCAAAAUAUCAGAGUAUUGCAGAUGCAAUUAUACCUUUUUUAAUUGGACUAACGUAAUACUUAAAAGUCAAUCUUUUAAGAGUUUUUCUCUUCCUCAGGACUGAAGCAAUACAAAUUCACCUUUGGAUUAAUUUAUAUAAAUAAAGGAAACAUUUGUACAAAUGCCUUGAGCAUGCCUCAAUUAGUUAUGUGUGUAUAUUUAAUUUUCUUUUCUUAAUUAUUUAUUUUUAUAAUUAUUUUCACAAGAUCCUUAAAUGGCCAUUGCUUCAGACAUGAGGAAGAGAGGAAAACUCUGGAAAGCUUGACUUUUAAGUAUUAUGUUAGUCCAAUAAAAAGAUAUAGGCACCCCGUUGAUGCUCUCAGCAGAAGUGAUUGAGGCGCACUCGAGAAAUUUGUAGAACAUUUUUCUUCUUUAGUUAAUCCAAAUAUGAAUUUACUGUCAACGUUUCAGUCGCAAUCAAACCAAGACUGAAACGUCAGUGAAUUCACCUUUGGAUUAAAGAAGAAACAGUUUCUACAAAUUCCUUGAGUGUGUCUCAAUCAGUUUUGUGUGUAUAUAUAAUAUUUCAUUGAAAAUAUAUAUAUAUAUAUAUAUAUAUAUAUAUAUAUAUAUAUAUAUAUAUAUAUACAUACAUACACACUAUAUUUAAGAGAUUUGGCAAAAAGGUUGUUUUCUCACUGCUGCUCUCAAUGUUAUAAUAAAACUCUAUGUUUAACUGUGCAUUGUGAGAUACUAUGCUGUGUAUUACAUUGUAGAAUUAAAAGGACACUAUAACACCAAAACAGCUCUAGCUUAAAGGGACACUCCAGACACCCAGACCACUUCUGCCCAUUGGAGUGGUCUCGGUGCCAACUCCCACUACUCUUAAACCUGCAAGUGUAAUUAUUGCAGUUUUUAAUAAACUGCAAUAUUUACCUUGCAGUGUUAACUCCACCUCUAGUGGCUGUCUACUAUACAGCCACUAGAGGGCACUUCCUCCUUCAUAGCACAGAAAACCUGUGCUUGAGCGUCGCUGGACGUCCUCACGCUGUGUGAGGACUUCCAGCGUCGCUCAAUUCCCCAUAGAAAAGCAUUGAAAAGCAUUUUCAAUACUUUCCUAUAGAGGGAGCUCUAAUGUGCAUGCGCCCCCCCUCCCUUUCUUUGAUGUCUGCAGGGACAGGCUAUACACACCAGAAUAACUACAUUAAAGGGAUACUUACUUCUGCUCCUUCCCCCCACCGGCAUUGUAAUGGUUAAUAAAUCAGACGGGGAGGCACUAAUGCACAUAUUAAACCAAUGCUUUCCUAUAGGGAUUUUACUGCUGCUGGGUGUCCUCGUGCAGAGCGUAAUAACGUCCAGCGUUAGGUGCCCAAAAAUCACCUAGCAAGCAGGAAGUGCUACUAGUGGCUGUCUGAAGGCCACUAGAGGCAGUUUUAGUCCUGUAAUGUAAUUAUGUCAGUUUCUCAGAAGCAUUGCAGGGUUAAAGGGAUAAGGACACAACACCCAGACCACUUAAAUGAGGUGAAGUUGUCUGGGCAUCUAUAGUGUCCCUUUAAGCUGAGGUUGUUCUGGUGACUAUAGUGUCCCUUUAAAGUUCAAUUUAUAGAGCAGGAGAUAAACAUCUGGCAUCAGUUAACAUCUCUUAUUGAAAAUUAAACCAUUUUGUUUUAAUGCAGGCUGUGUGAGUCACAGCCAGGGGAGGUAAAACAGAAAAAAAGUGAUUUAUCUCCUAAAUGGCCGAAAAUUGAGCAGUGAGACUGCAGUGGUAUGAUGUAUACACAACUGCUUCAUUAAGCUACGGUAGUUUUGGUGACUAGUGUUUCUUUAAAUUAAGUGUUAGACUGAAAUUUUUAUUGUUUGCCAGGCAUCGCCCAAAGCUAUUGCAGGCUUUUUUACAGAAUCAUCAGAGCAUUCAGUCAUAGACAGUGUCAGAUCUUUGAGGGGCUUCCCCACAACUUCAAGCCUAUUAACCAUUUGCAUAAAUGUAUUUAUUUAUUUAUACAUCAUAUGUAGGCAGUAAUGAAGGUUAUAUACCAUCACGCAUUCCAAACUGUAUUAUUGCAGUAUAAUGGAUGUGUAUAUCCUUCACUAACCAUGUUCGUUUGGAAAUACACAAUGACCAGAAGUAUUUCUUUAGUCAUUGUUUGCACUAUUUACAUUUGACUUUUUACAAAACUGCUGUAGUCAUAGCAAAUGUAGUUUCCACAAAACAUUUUGUUGUAGGGUGUGCACAUUUAUAUUGGGAAGGCUUUGACAAUUUAAUUUUGAAGAAGUGUGUGUGUGUGUGUGUGUAUAUGUGUGUGUAUAUAUAUGUGUAUAUAUAUAUAUAUAUAUAUAUAUAUAUAUAUAUAUAUAUAUAUAUAUAUAUAUAUAUAUAUAUAUAUAUAUAUAUAUAAAAUUAGAAAUGGUCUGGCCAUUGUUAAUAUAAUGAGAAUGAUUUGCGCGACAUCAAUGUAACCUGGCAGCCAAGGAGAGUGGAAUGGAAUCCACAUGCGUUAACAAUGACGACUUUAUUGUACUAGUCAGUGUGGGCACUAGAUACCGUUGGGUGAGCAUGUGUACUCUAUGGCUGUUGCAUUCAAAAUGACUGAACGAGUAGAGCAAAGAAUCUGCAUCAAAAUUUUCUUGAAACUUCCUCCGCAAAAACUAAUUGGAUGAUUCAGAAGGCUUUUGGGGAUGAUGCAAUAAGUGUGGCACAAAUGCUUCAAAGAUGGUGGUGAAUCUAGUGCCCUGCGACUGACUUUUCCCAAAACUAAAUUCACCUGUGAGAGGAAAGAGGUUUCAGACAGUCAAUGAGAUUCAGGUAAAACCAAAAAGGCAACUGAUGAUUCUAACAGGAUUUUGCACAGUGUUUUGAACAGUGGAAGACACUGUUAGAACUGUGAGGUCCCAUGGUGCCUACUUUGAAGGGGACUAAGCCAUCAUUGUCCUAUGCACAAUGUUUAUUGUAUCUUCUUAAAUAAAUGUCUACUUUCUGGACAGACCUGUGUGGGUGUGGAUAUAGAGAUAUUAUAUUAUUAUUAUUUUUUUUAACUUCAAUAUUGUAGAUUAAUGAAAUAGCUCUGGAACAAUAAUCUUGCAAUUCAGUUCAAGAUUAAAACACCCUGUAGGGGAUAAAUAUUUGGCAUUGUUACAGGAUUCACUUAAAGCGGUACUGUCAUGCCGAACUUGGCUCACUCAGGAUCUGUUCUUAUUUUCUUCCUAACUGAUCUAGUUUUCUUCAAGUGUUUAACUAGGCAUGUGCGGGAAUUUCAUAGUGCUAUCUAGUGUGGGCAGAUUACGUGUCUCCCAUCCCCCCAACAGCAGCUCCCGAGGGGAGCAGAAUGCACGAGCCGCGCUCUCAUUCAAACAGUCCAUAUGAAAGCAUUUCUCAAUGCUUUCCUAUUGACGUUCUGCACGCUGGAUGCAAAUUUUGUAUCCAGCGUCGCAGAAGGACCUCUAGCGGCUGUCCGAAAGACAGCCACUAGAGGUUGGAUUAACCCUGCAAUGUAAACAUAGUAGUUUCUCUGAAACUGCUAUGUUUACAUCUGAAGGGUUAAAACCUGGGGGACCUGGCACCCAGAUCACUUCAUUGAGCUGAAGUGGUCUGGGUUACUAUAGUGUCCCUUUAAGAAGCUUUCUCUGCAAACAUAUUUUCUAUUAAAUGCCUGGAUCCACACUUCAUUCACUCUGACAUUUUUGGGCAUAUUUGUAUCCGGGGCAGACUGCGCACUCAGGCAAAUCGGUCAUGGACCGAGGGCCCGCGUCUCUUUGGGGCCUGUCCCUGCUGCAGUAAACAAGCUCCCCAGCCAGCCUGCACUCAGUAAGGGGCCCGCACAGCCUUCUGUGGGCCCCUGCUGCUAAAAAUCUUCUUUCCCUUGCAGGGCACACUGAGGGACUGCUAAGGGGCCUUCCCAAAGACCCCACUAGGCUGACCCUCAGUGUGCCUGUCUCAGUGUGAGUCGGCAAAGCUCCAGGAGCAGAGCCUCUGCCAGAAGAGUAACAGCCACACUGAGCAUGUAGGCUGUCAGUAACACUGCUCAGGGCAGCUCUGUGUGACUGGUUCUGAAGGAAGUAACAUCAUGCCAUGCGAAGCUGCCCUAUUCAGUGUUAAAAGCAGCAUGAGGCAUAUGAAGCAUCCCCCCUCCCACCCCCAGGAUAAAGAAUCCUCCCUCCCUGACAAAGGUAAGACUCAGGGAGGGGGAAAUAUAUAAAUAUUUGUAAAAAAAAAUUAAAAAAUUUCAGUAGAGCGUUGAUCAUAAGAGGGGUUUUAAUAGAUUCUCAAAUUCUUUCUAAUGUAAUAAGAAGUAUAGAGUUUAUUGAGGGAUAGCACAUUUCAAAAAUACUACAUUUUGACUAUUAAAGUGUAGUAGACUAUGCACAAUGCAAACAUUUGUGGCAUGUGACCAUGGAUUUCACCAAAAUACUAAUACAGAGCAGUUACACAUAAAAUAUAUUUUUUUAAAUGAGCGGAUUUAGAAGUGUGGUAUAAUCCCAUACUAAGCACGUGAGUUGCAGAAGUGAUGAAAAACAAUAUCAAAAGUAUCACUGAUUGCAAACAACGGAGGGAUCUGCACUGUCAUCACUUGUAGACCUCGGUGCACUGUAUCUAGGGCUGGCAAACCCCCGUUCCAUAUAAUGAAGACUAUGUAGUCCCGGCACUCAGGGUCUUUUUCAAACAGCAGUUUUAUUAGAGAAACAUGGCAAACACAACUUGAUAAAGAUCCGAGUUUUUCGAAACAUUGCUAUGUUUGCAGAGUUUUGCCAAUAAAACUACUGUUUGAAAAAGAUCCGGAGUGCCUGGACUACAUUGUUUUCUCAGGACAAUAUCCAGGCAUUGGUUACGGAUACUGCAAACACAAAAUCAGUUUAAUUUUGUUUUGUUGUUUUGUUAGAGGAAAAUCAGAGCAAUAUUUUAAUUAUUUAACAAGCAUAAAUAGAACAUGUAAUUGGUUUGAGAGGUAAAAUAUGACUUCUGAGUAUAUAGCAUGCAGUUCUAGCAGUAUGAAACAUGGAGGAGAAUCCUAAACAUUUGAUUCUACAGUAUACAUUAGUAAAAAUAACUAAUAAAUAGACCCAAGAUUGGCUUCCUAAAAUGUUUAUAUCUAAACAUUUAGCUGAACACUCCGUGCACCAUAAUCACUACAGUCCACUUUUGUUGGAGUGUGCUGCCCCUCUUAUCCAUACAUACACUGAAUACAGUUAAACCAUUUUUAAACAUUGGUGCAGAAUUUUGCCUUUUGGUUGAGUGAUCAGCAUGGCUUAGCUUAUGAGAACAGAAUUCUAUCAUUAGGUUCCAGAGCGUGGCAGCGGGGUGGCACUUGGCAUACCCCAAGCAAGAUGUCAAUCCAUUGUAAAAUGGUUUGACUACUUACAUUGGGGGUUUGCCAUGGAACUACUUGCUCCAUAACCACUACAGCAUGGUAUAGUGGUUAUGGUGCUUGGAGUAUUUCUUUAAAGGACAAAUAACCCAUCUUGGGGGGCUUCCGCAUUACAUGACACAGUUUUACUCAGUCAGUGCACCAGAUGCGCCUCUAGAAGUGGUCAUACCGAUAGCCACUAAGGGUGGACUUAGCCCUGCAAUGUAAGCAUUACAAUUUCUAAAUAAAAUAAACUGCAAUGUUUUACAGUCAGGGACACUGCACCCUUGAUUGCGAAGAAGUGGUUAUUCUGACUAUAGUGUCUAUUUAAGCUGCUGGAACCGUCUUUGGCCACAAAUUUGAAAUGCACACACAACUUGCCUGACCAGCUGUGACUUUUUUUUUUUCUUUCUAUUAAACAUACAAAAAUGUAAGUUUUCUGACACUUCUGAGCAAUGCAAAAUGUGUUCAUUUCUCAUUUUAACUACCUAAGCAAUACAAGAAUGUUUAGGAAUAUUUUUCUGCUUCUAUGGCAACAAAGCUGUCAUAUCAGUGGUACCCACCCCUAGUUUCACAUGUCUGCGGGCCUAGAAUAAAUUGAACUGAGGGAAAAUUGAAUGGGGAAAAUUUUCUGCUGUGAAUUAGGCAGUUAGAAUUAAUAUGCAUGUUCUUUCUAAUACUAUAAUUGGUUACAAAAGUGUCAAAUUCAAUAGACUAGGUGGAUCAGCACCUAUAAACUCCACACUAUGAACUGUUUUCGUGGGUGUUCGUUCUUCAGUGCAUGUUAAUUUUUUGUGUGUGUGUUUGCAAUCUUACCAGCAUUUGCUUCUGCUCAAUAUAUUGUUACAGAAAUAUACUUACUGCUUCAGACAGAUGAAUUAUUAUUCACUUUCAUGUUUUCUUUUUAUUUGUUCAUGGGAACAUUCGAGAUGAGCGGAUAUAUCUUCGAAAAUAAAUAGUUUUUAAUAGACCAUUGCAUUCAUGAUUUAAAAGAAUAUGUGGAAUGAACAUGAGCUUAUUCUACAGAACAAGUUAGCAGAAUCAAUUAGCGGUCAUUAUGGGCAGACUAGAUGAGCCAAUAGUUUUUUAUCUGGUGCCAGAAUCUUUCUGUGUGGUAUUAACCAUUUCUCAUAGAGUCCACAUGGGUUUAUUUCUUUUUUCUUUUUUUUUUUUUUUCAUUUCAUUAUUUUUUAUUAUUUUUCGAAAAUGUAUCACAAUAUACAAUAAAAGACUUACAUUUAAAAAUAUAAACAAAAAACAAUACAACAAUAAAUAUAUUCCGACAGUUCUAGCACUCUAAGAUACCAAAUUUUAAAUUUAUUACCCUCAAUUAUCACCUUAUUUAUAGAUUAGACGACAUACCAAAUUUAGUAUCUUUAGGACCUUUAGUAUAUUUAGGACCUUAAAUAGUUAUUCACGGUCUAUGACAAACCAUGUAAACCUAAAAACAUACAAACAUAAAGUCAUACUGUGCCGAGAUCUAUAAAUCCUGACAGAUUAGUGCCUUACUAUAGGGCUUGAUAUUUUCCCCUUUUCUUUUCCCUUUUCUCCUACUUUCUCUCUCUUCUUCUCCCCCCCUUUUUUUUUUUUAUUAUAAAAUAUACGCUAUAAAUAGCCAAAAAGACAGCUUUAUAUAGAGACGCAAAAUAUAGAAACAACCUUAUGAAAAUAUAGAACCAACCUUAUGAACAUACACAUGCGUUUAUUUCAACUCUAAAAGUUCAUGUUUACUUAAUGUUUGAGAAGGGUGAGCAGCAGCCGGGUCCUCUGGCAGAAUAAGAGUAGGCUCACUGAAUAGAUUCUAUAGAUAAGCAAAUACACUGUGCAUGCUAAAGUCAACUGCAUAGACUCACGUGUGCCUUAAAUUACGUCCUCUGUAAUCUGUUCUGCAAUGCUUUAUCCUCAGGAAGUGCGGAAGUUGCAGAGUAGGUAAAUGGCCUAUCUUGUGUCCAUAUGUCUACUUGGAACAUCUUGUGACAGCCGGUUAAAACUGCUGGCAUGGGCCACUGACUUGUAGGCCUUUUUGGAGCAGUUUAAAGCUUCCCCAAAUGCUCAUUCUGAGUCUUAACGAUGAGCUACCAAUAGAAAAUAUACCAAUUGAAAAAGUUAUAUAUAGUGAAAUAAUUAUAUAUACUGGGGGGGGGGGGAAACCUUUUUGAUACCUGAUGUUUUAUGAAUUGUGCUAAUGUGGAGUUAUUUAUGGAAUUAUUUUUUUAAAAUGUAUUUUAUUUUAUUUUACAGGAUUAUCUGGAAACCCAUCAGACCUGGAAAAGAGGCGACAAAUAUUUGGCAAAAACUUUAUUCCCCCAAAGAAAGCCAAAACCUUCCUGCAGCUGGUAUGGGAGGCACUGCAGGAUGUAACAUUAAUCAUUUUGGAAAUUGCAGCCAUAAUAUCAUUGGGUCUAUCCUUCUACCACCCAACUGGCGAAGGCAGUGAAUGUAAGUACUAGAAAGUUCUAACGUAACGUGGACAUUAGACUUGGAAAAGUUACAAUAUUCAUAAAUAAUGUCUUUCAGUAUUUAAAAAAAAAAAUUUUUGUCAUCAAAUUUAUCCUUUGCAUCAGUUGAGAACUUAAAAUCUUCCAUUACAUUGUUUUUUGUUUUUUUUUAAUACGUAGUAUACAGUUGCAAUAAAAAGUAUGUGAACCCUUUGGAAUGAUAUGGAUUUCUGCACAAAUUGGUCAUAAAAUGUGAUCUGGUCAUCAUCUAAGUCACAACAAUAGACAAUCACAGUCUGCUUAAACUAAUAACACACAAAGAAUGAAAUGUUGCUAUGUUUUUAUUGAACACACCAAAGGGUUCACAUACUUUUUGUUGCAACUGUAUGUUAAUAGUUGUAUGUGAUUCAGCUACAACCAUUGUUAUAAGGUGUAUAAAAUCAAGCCCACAAAAUAUCCACGGAUUAAAUUGCAGAAUGCAGUGAUUUUCAAAGUGGCAUUUUCCUGAGUCAGUUUGUUAAAUUCAUACAUUUCUCGAGCUGAUUCACUCAAUUCUGAGUUCUCUCUUGAAGUGGAAACAUCUAGGAACCACAUCACUUCAGCCUGGAAAGUAUUAGUUUGCCCAAAAUCACAUGACUGGCUGAAUAACAGCAUGUUGAAAAUGAUCUGUCCUUCGUUGUGACACUCUGCUAACUUCCAGUUUUUCAUUGGUGGUAAAAUUAGCACAAUAUAUGUUUGUCAUGAACUUCAAUAAAGGUUUCAUGGCCAUACAGCUGGACUGAGGAAUCAUUCUUCACCAUCUGACAAGUGGAAUUGACUGACACCAGGAAAACAUCUGCCUGACUGCAUAGUGUCUACUGGAAAGUAUGGAAGAACAGUUGUUUUUCUUCCAUAUGUAGGCUAGUUUAACAUGCAGUGAUUUUGUAGGCCAUUUUUGUGCUCUCAGCAUGACUAUGUCCAAUGCUCCUAAAAGAAUCCUAAAGAAAUGUGUUGACAUCUGCAUGGAAAAAUGUAGUCUCCUAGAGUCAGUUACUUCACCUCCAAACAUUUGUGGUGUCAGGUCAAAUCAACCCAGCACCCAAUGCCUGACCUUGCUUAUGUUUUUGUAUAUCAAUAGAUAUGCUCCCCAUAGCAGUAGAUUUUGUGGAACACAUUCUGAAAAUCAAAGGAAACCUGCCUAAACUGCUGCCUGUGAAAUUUGAAUGAGAUAUUCAACAAGCAAGUGUCCACAUACAUUUGAAUGUUGUUUAAAUGUAUUAAAAGGAUCCUUUGAAUGGACAAACCAUUGCAUUAUAAAAAAUUUUAUAUAUAUAUAUAUAUAUAUAUAUAUAUAUAUAUAUAUUCCUUUAUCUGCUCUUUCAUUUUAAAGCAGGCUUGUUUCCUUUGAAAUUGUAACAAAUAUAAAUUCUUUAGUAAUGCUGUGUAUGUAUUAUUGAAAUUUCUUCAAAAUGUCAAUUAGGUGUAAAAGGUAUUUUUAAAACAAAAAAGGAACUAGACACGCGCGCACGCACGCACACACACACACGCACGCGCGUUAUGGGCCAUUCUCUUUAAUACAGAUGUAAAAAUAUUUGCCAAGUUCUAGAACUUUGUCUCAGACUCCUAUUGCCUGGGCUACUCCACUGACCAGCUUCCGCGAUUCUCAGUGUGAAAAUCACAUUGAACUCACGUUGGACUGGCACUAUAGGAUCUCUUUAACAUGAGCAGUAAACAUGCUAACUGCCAAGGUCAUCUUUAAUAUUGAUUAGACCCUGGGCAAGCAUUUCCUUUGGCCUCCUUGGACUUGUCCUCCACUCCCCCUCCCCCAUUUUUUUGAAUGCAGGGGUGUGUUAAUAUAUAAUUUUGGUGUUUAACACAGAGAUGUGUUUGUAUGUAAUGUUGAAGUUUGAAUGCAGGUAUGUUGUGUGUAGUGUAAGCGUUUGAAUGCUGAGAUGUGUGCACAUAUACACAUACAUUGUGAUACACACACACUGACACACAUGCAGAUACAGGCACAUAGUCACUCACCAUAGACGCACAGAUACACGUAUUGACCCACAUGCAGAUACACGUAUUGACAUACAUACAGAUACAUGUAUUGACAUACAUACAGAUACACACACUGACUACAUAUAGAUACACACAAUUACAACAUACAGAUGUACAUGACACAAAUGCAAAUACACACACAGAUAUACAUACUGACACAUAUACACACACACAGAUAUACAUACUGACACAUACACACACAGAUAUACAUACUGACACAUACACACACAGAUAUACAUACUGACUACAUACAGAUACACACAUUGACAACAUACAGGUACACAGACAUACAGACACAUAUACUGAGACACGCUACCUAAGGCCAUCUGGAGUAAAGGGGCACAGUGCUCAACCAAAAGGCAUCUAUUCAGGACUUCAAAUAUACACUGGGGAAAAACCUGUGAGGGAAUUUAAUCUCUAAGCAGUUGCAAGAAAGAUGCCUUUGACAUUAACAUCUAAACCUAUUACUAUAAGUUUAGUAGAACAUGUUUUCCUCACAGGUAAAUUAAUGGUUGGAUGUGUCAAAUGCGUGCAUAUUUGUAAGAAAAAUAUCAAACGCAUAAUGAUGACCUGCUUUAAUAGAACACUCUGGAAUCCCCUGGCACCUUUCGUCUAGUGAUUAACCAAACAGUUUAACAAAGAAAAAAUAUCCAGGUGCCAGUCAGCUGCCUCUCAUCUUGUGUAGAGACGGGCAGCAUUGAUAGACUGGUUCGAAGUGUUUAUGGUGCCUCAAGUGUUCCUUUAAUGCAGAAGUAGAUAAUUUUUGGCACUCCAGAAGUUGUGAACUACAUCUCCCAUAAUGGACCUACAGCCAUAAUGCUGGCAGAGCAUCAGCAUAGAUAUCGUCUAUAACAUCUGACGUGCUGAACAUCACCUACCCCUACUUAAUGUAUGUAUUUACCUUAAUUGCACAACUUCCUAAUUGCAUGCAGGAACAAUAUUAAUAGUCAUUUGUUGAAACAGGUGCAGGUCAAGUGUUGCUUUGUAUGCCACUCAUGCCAGUGUAAACGUGUGUGUGUGUAUAUAUGCAGCUAAGCAUUACACUGUAAUUCAAUGUAUUGUAUUUAUGUUUCAGUGGUGUUAGACGCCCUCUGCAGCUGCUGCUUUGGAACUGCAGCUCUUUGGCCGUUCUCUAAAAACUACACCAUUCACUUCCCAGUAUUACACCUUUCACCUACUUUUAUGUCUUCAAAUUCAGCAUCCUCUUUUACCCACCUUUUCUUGUCAUGAGAAUAGCAUGUUUGGCAUAAUUAAAUGUCUCUCAUUUCAGUGUGUGGUGAGGUCUCAGCAGGAGUCGAAGAUGAGGGUGAGGCUCAAGCAGGCUGGAUCGAAGGUGCAGCCAUCCUUUUCUCAGUCAUUAUUGUGGUCCUGGUCACCGCGUUUAACGACUGGAGCAAAGAAAAGCAAUUCCGAGGCCUGCAGAGUCGUAUUGAGCAGGAGCAGAAAUUUACUGUCAUUCGUAAAGGCCAAGUCAUACAAAUCCCUGUGGCAGAACUGGUGACUGGAGAUAUUGCACAGAUUAAGUACGGUAUGUGAAAUCUAUGAAGUCUGCAGGGAGAAAAAUUUUACAAUGUGCCAGUUUUCAUGUACAUGCCAAAGGCACCAAUUAUUAUACAUCUCCAUACCUUUACAAUCAUGUGUCGUACAUCUUUGUUAUAAAAAAUAAAUAAAUUUCAACUUGUAAUGUUGAUCUUCUGUUUUAAUUAGGUGACCUUUUGCCUGCCGAUGGUGUUUUGAUCCAGGGUAAUGACCUGAAAAUUGACGAGAGUUCACUAACUGGGGAAAGUGACCAGGUGAAAAAAUCCCUCGAAAAGGAUCCCAUGCUACUAUCAGGUAAAAUGGUCCCUUACUAUAUUUGUUUAUUCCAACAUCAAUUAGUACAAUGCAAUAACAAACUGCUUCUAAUUUGCAUGCAGGCACCCACGUUAUGGAAGGGUCUGGGCGCAUGGUUGUCACCGCUGUUGGUGUCAACUCUCAGACCGGUAUAAUCUUCACCCUCCUUGGGGCAAACGAGGGUGCGGAGGAAGAGAAGAAAUCAAAAAAAGGUAAUAACAUUACAACAUCUUACACUUACAAGAACUAUAGUAAGGUCAUCUUGCAGGAUAAGUCCAUGGAAACAUGGUAUGGUCACUGUUCCAUAGAAGAGGUGUGUGUGUGUGUGUAUAUACACCAACCUACCUACUACAUUGUGUGUGAGUGUGUGUGUGUAUAUGUAUAUAUGUGUGUAUGUAUGUGUGUGUGUGUGUGUGUGUGUGUGUAUAUAUAUAUAUAUAUAUAUAUAUUGUAUUGCGCUUGAUUGGGGUUCUUUAGCAGUAGGUUUAAGGUUUAUUGGUUUAUUCAGUGGAUUGAUUAUAUUGUCAAUACGGUUUUGUUCUGCUUUUUUGAUAGUUUACCUCUUGAAAUCACAUUCUUUGUGUGCUCUCCUCUGUGUGCUCACUCCAUUAUCCAUUACUCUGGUGUUCUCAUAUUCCUAUUUUUAAAAUGUUUUUUGUCUCCUUUCCAUAAGUAAGCUGUAUGGGCUUUCUGUUUGCUCCUUCAGAUAAUAUACUUAUUUUUCUCUUUCUUUCUGCCUUUCCAUCGUGGUCUUUCUAUCUCGUUAUUUUAUUACUUUCCUCUUUUCUUCAUCUUACCUUUCUAUCCCAUUUGGUCUAUAUUCGCGGUCUGUUAUCUGUUUUGUUUUUUCUUCUUCCUACUCAGUUUCCCCAUUCUUUAUAUAUCUUCUCUGACCCUGCCUUGCCCUUUUUAACUCCACUUCAUGGGAUAGUUCACAGGUGAGGGUGCUCCCUUUCAUCUCUUCCAUCUUAUUUGGGGGGUUUCCUCCUCUAUUUCAUGAAGUCAAAGUGAUCAGAAACCCUCCUCCUUUUUUUUUUUUCUUUUUUUUUUUUUUUUUUUUUUUUUUUUUUUUUUUUUUUUUUUUUUUUUUCUUUAUCUGAACAGGUAAAAAACAAGGACCUCCAGAAAAUCGCAACAAAGGUAAACAGAUCCUCAAUUCCCAACCUCAUUUUGUUUCACAGCGACAACUGACUAAAUUUCACAAAAAAAGUUGUUUGUGGGCACAAUUGCUUACCUUCACCACUUUCAGCUGCACAGCUUAUAGCGCGCACCAGGAUCUUAUAUGAUCUGUGCUGUAAUUCUGAAGGAGGAAACUUUACUGGUAAACUUUGAUGGACCACUGGGUUCUUCAUUGUUUGGAGCUGCCAAACCAUGCAUUGUAUAAUGUACUACAUAUAGCUUUAUAAAUGGAGAUACAGGAUUUUUAAAACAUACCUGUAGUUGUCAAGCAUACCCAAGGCCUAGUGUUUUUUGCAUGAUACUUGCCAUUCUAACACAAAGUGGGCAUUCAUAAAUUUACAGCCUGUUUGCAGGAGGGCUGUGUAUCUAAAAAAGAAUGAUAAACUCCCAGUUUUGUUGCAGAAACAAAACCUGUGUUCCUCUUUUCUUAGUUGCCCCUAACAGUUCUUCUAUGACAUGUAGUCUUUGUUGACUUGGCGCACAUAAAUUUGUGUCUUGUGGUUAUGUGACAUCACACACAAUGGCAGCGUUUUAUGUGCCUGGAUGUGUUAUUGCAUCUUGUUUGUGUCCUAUAUGUGGCAUUCACUUGUGAUCUUUUCAGGCCUUUCACUUUUGGGUAUAUUGCUUCUAUGCACGCAUUGCCCACAGCAGCGACUGUCCUUCUCUAUAUGUUGUCUUUUCAUCUUGUAAGCAUAUUUCUUCCUGCUCUUUCAUCUACGUAUGCUAGUUCUAACUUGCCCUUGGUGAACUACUCUGUCAACACAGGGGGCUGGUAUUGGUCUGGUCAUCAUUCCAUCCCCAGCUAUAUAGACUGUUUAGUUGACAACCUCGAGACCAAGUUCUCCCUAUCGACUGAUAUCAGUUAAGGGUCCUCCCCCACCAGUAGCAGAAUAAGCUUCUUCAAACUCACCGAUCUUCUAUACAACAUUAUCCGUGGAAGCCUGUUCUUCAUGUAUUAAAAAAAAAGCCACAACAAAUGGAACUGUGAUGUAUCUGUUUGAUUUCUGGAUUGCUGCAUGUGAUUUUGGCCACAAAACCAUAAUUUAAACAAUUUCUUCUGCUGUUAUAGUACAUUAACUGCUAGUGCUCAAUGCAAUCACUGCAUCCCAGAACUACAAAAUAUGUAAACCCUGUGAAUAUAUUUUGAAACACAUUUGAACUGCUGCCUUCUCCAAUCUUUAUAAACUACAUAUAUAUGUAGAAUUUUCACUCCAAGCCUAAUCCACCAGAAUAUGUUGGGGGUUUUUUUGUUUUUGUUUUUUGGACCAAGGCGAAUUCUUGUUUUUGUACAUUUUGUAAUAUGUACAUAGCUUUGUAUGAAGCUUGUUUUGAAUCACUUGAAAGCAAUAUAUAACCCAUCACCAUAACCAAGCAGGGAAUAUGUCUGGUAAAUAUGUCAGGCAUCUCAUUAAAAAUAUUGUCCUGCCUUUCUCCAUUCACUCAAUUUAUUGUAGCUGCAGCCCUAUGCAAAAAUGACUACAGCUAAAUGAUCAUAGUUUCUGUCUGUUCAUAAUAGGUCUUGUACAGCCUAUGCAUGCAAUACAAGUGGUAAUUAACGUAUGUCUGAUAUUUCAUUCAUGAAAAAAAUGAGUGAAGCUAUUCAAUAGACAAGCACAUGUAAUCCACACAGAGGCAUUUCCAGACUGUUUCACUGAUAGCCAGUGCUGUAUAUCACAAUGUAUUUGAAAAACACCCUUACUGUAUGUAUGACAGGCUUUCUUGGGAUGAAUGAUGUAUAUCAUGAUAUAUUUUGAUGUUUGGUGUAACAACGCAGAGCAUCCCAACGGUAAUAAAGCAUUUUCAUUCAUUAACAUUCACUUUACUAUCUGUUUAAUCUGUCUUACAUUUCAUUAUUGGAAGUGUUAGAGGGUUGGGUGAAAGAAACCCUUCCUGGGCCCGUGCAAGUGUGUAGGAAUUACAGUAUAUUGCAGCCUCCCUUCUUGAGGAUUGUAAACUGCACCUAACCAGACAUUUUAAUACACAGGAGGAAACAGGACGUACUCAUACUGGACUUACUAACAUACCACUUUGUGCAGGGGGCCCAUCAUAACCUUCUUCUCUCCUGCUCUAUUCCUUUUGUCUUUUUUGUUUGUAAUUUCAUUAUCAUUCUCUUUUCCCUCUCACUUGCCACUCACUUCUUUCCAUGUCCUCCUUAACCUUCUAUUUUAAGCGCACUUUUAUUUUUCCUGGUGAGUUUGUCUGCACUUACUCUUGGUUGUGUCAUGUUGUCUAGUGGCAUCAUGUUCCUUGUGUCCUUCUCUGUCUGUUCCACCUCUCCUUCAGUAUUAACCGGCCCUUGUUUUUACUUCCCUCGUUUCCAGCCAAAGCUCAGGAUGGUGUAGCUCUUGAGAUCCAACCUCUGAAAAGUGAGGAGGGAGUUGAUAGCGAAGAGAAGGAGAAGAAAGUGGUGAAGGUGCCAAAGAAGGAAAAAUCUGUCCUGCAAGGAAAGCUGACCCGUCUAGCAGUGCAGAUUGGAAAAGCAGGUAACAUGGCGCUUACCUUAUAAUUUUCUCAGAGGCCCAUUUGAUCAUCCAUAAAAAAUAUGAAACAAGGUCCAAAUGAAAAGUAGAAAAGAUGCAUAAUGUAGUUUUUCUUUAAAAAAAGAAACCCCAAUAAGGCCAGUUUAAGACACUCCAUAUCGUCCUAGACUCUUAAUUUUCUCAAUGAAGCUUACUGUACUAUACACUUUGGGAAUUUUGUUCUAAGGGUUGAAAGGAUUUCAUGAAGUACAAGUAGCUUGGUAUUUUGGUGGUGGUGUGUGUCUUAACAAGAUUUCCUACUUCAGGUCUCAUCAUGUCUGCCAUUACGGUGAUUAUUCUGGUCCUGUACUUUGUCAUUUACACCUUUGGAGUGUUGGGUCGCCCUUGGCUGGCAGAAUGUACUCCCAUCUACAUUCAAUAUUUUGUCAAGUUUUUCAUCAUCGGAGUCACUGUACUUGUUGUUGCUGUCCCAGAGGGUCUGCCUCUUGCAGUCACCAUUUCCCUUGCCUACUCUGUGAAGGUAUGAUUGGAGAGGGUUUUAUUUAUUUAUUUUAACCAAGCCUACAAUUGUUUUCUGAUAUUUAUUUGCCUAAUGUUUGUAACCAAAACCCGCCAUUAAAUAUCAUCCCUCCCGAAUAACUAAACUGUUACAUUUUCCACAGAAAAUGAUGAAGGACAAUAACCUUGUGCGUCAUCUGGAUGCCUGUGAAACCAUGGGUAAUGCAACAGCCAUUUGCUCAGACAAGACAGGCACUUUGACUAUGAACCGUAUGACCGUAGUUCAAGCAUAUGUGGGUGGCGCCCAUUAUAGGCAGAUUCCCGAUCCUGAAGCACUGGAUGCAAAAGUACUGGAGCUGAUGGUCAACGGCAUUUCUGUCAACUCAGCCUAUACAUCAAAGAUCUUGGUAAGAAAAUCUGGGCAUUGCUUAGUUGAAAUACCAGUAUUAGAGACUUUUUCAGUGAUUUGCAAAAACUCAGGGAUUCCCACCAAUCCAAAGUUCGAGGGCUGUUUUAUGAUCAUUUUAAGACUCUUUGUUUCAAAAUUUGUCACCUCAGUAAAGAGGAAGGUGGUGACCAAUAGAGAAUCAAAAAACAUUUCCAAAACACUGCUAAGCAGUGUGGAUUUAUAUUUGUAGUAAAAACCCACACACAUUCUUGAAGAAUGGAUCCUUCUACUAAAUCUCUUUGAGGCUUGGGAGGACCAGGAGGAGUGCUGAUUGAGUGCCAUCGCUUGUGGGGUUUGUAUAUACACACACACAUAUAAUGUGUAGUUACGCAUUGUGUCUUGCACAGGAGAAUAUGAAAUUAAGGGGAUGGGUUUGAAAUGUAAGGGUUAUGGUGGCCAGGGAUUAAUCAGUAGAUAAUUUAGGGAUAUGCGCUGAUAUAUUAAUUGUGUUUUUGUUGCUUUGCUCUUCUCAGUUUGUCUUGGUGUUUUGUUUUUCUUUUGUUUUGUUUUUUCAAACCUAUUUUUUGAUGUGUUUUUCUUAGCCUCCUGAGAAGGAAGGAGGUCUUCCCCGUCAGGUGGGUAACAAAACAGAAUGUGCCUUGCUAGGCUUUGUGUUGGACUUGAAGCAGGAUUACCAGGCUGUUCGCAACGAGAUUCCCGAGGAAAAACUGUACAAGGUUUAUACCUUUAACUCUGUACGCAAAUCCAUGAGUACAGUGCUACGCACUCCAUCAGGUGGAUUCCGGAUGUACAGCAAAGGCGCUUCAGAAAUCAUCCUGCGCAAGUAAGACUAUAGCACGAAUAUGGCAACUAGUAUUGGAAAACUUAGAACAUUUUAUGCUACUUGCACACAUUCGAUUUUGUUAAACAGUACAUAAAUACUCUAAGAAAGCAGCUAAACAAUAUUAGGCUUAAAUGACACCUCAGCAGCAGACUAAGUUGAGCAGCAGCUGGUCAGAUAACAGUAAAGACCCAACAUGGCUGCUCUGACACAUUUAAAAUAAAACAAAUCAGUAUACAUCUUGAAAACCAAGUUUCAAUAAAUGAAAUAGACAUUUUAAAAAAGAGAAGUGAAAAUUUGAGGACAGAUUUUCUUUAAAGGAUUGCUCCAAGCAUCAUGACCACUUCACUGUGGUUAUGGUAAUUGGAGUCUGUAUCUACCAAAGGUGUAAAUUCUCCUCUGGAAGCAUCACUGGUGUGUCAUUAGCCAGUUCUGGACUGCCUGUUCUUUUCAUGUCCAGUGUCUGUCAUCAGAAUGCGUAACAUGUUGUUUAGAGAUGGCCAAUGGUAGCUCCCCCCAUCCCCAUGCUGCCCUUGUCCUCCUCUCAUCCAGCCCUCUCUGGCAUUGGUCCCUUCGAGCAGAUUGAUGUCGGCGAUGGUAGAUUGGGCUGAGGGAGAACUUUUUUUUUUUGUUAAAGUAACCCUUUAAUCUGAAGUAAUUUAAAUAUUGUUUUGUUGCAAUCCAUAGACAUCUAGAAAUAUAAAAUGUCUAUAGCUUAUUAUGGGUGCUUCUUCUCUUUGCCACAGAUGUACACGUAUCCUUGACCAAGGAGGGGAGGUCUGUGUUUUCAAGGCAAGAGAUCGGGAUGAGAUGGUAAAGAAGGUCAUAGAACCAAUGGCAUGUGAUGGAUUACGUACAAUCUGUCUGGCAUUCCGAGACUUCCCUGCAGGUGCAGAGCCUAACUGGGACAGUGAAUCAGACAUUUUAUCUGAACUUACCUGUAUCACAGUAGUGGGCAUUGAAGACCCUGUCCGGCCUGAGGUAAAAUAUAUACAUUUUCCACAUGCUAUGAUUUUACAUAGAUUUCUAGAGUCUUUUUUUUAUCAUUUCUGAUAUGACUUCCUCCAUUAUUUACUAUAAUUCUACAGUUUCAAACUACUCUAUCUACUGUUGUGAUGUCCCGAACGGUUCACGUACGCUUCGCUGCGGACUCAUCAUUGAGUAAACUUUGACCCUGUGCCUCACAGUCAACAGACACAUUCCAGCCAAUCCGCAGCAGACCCUCCCUCCCAGACCCUCCCACCUCCUGGACAGCUCACUAAGAAUGCAGCUUCAAAAUGGAUGCUGUCCAGGAGGUGGCAGGGUCUGGGAGGGAGGGUCUGCCGCUGAUUGGCUGGAAUGUGUCUGCUGACUGUGAGGUACAGGGUCAAAGUUUACUCAAUGAUGAGUCCGUGGCGAACUGUUCGGGACAUAACUACCUACUGUUAAUCCUUCUCUCAUCUUCCAUUUAUGAGCAGGUCCCUGACGCCAUCCUGAUGUGUCAACGUGCCGGUAUCACUGUGCGCAUGGUAACAGGGGACAAUAUCAAUACAGCCCGUGCUAUAGCUACCAAAUGUGGUAUCCUUCAGCCUGGGGAAGACUUUCUGUGCCUGGAAGGAAAAGAAUUCAAUACUUUAAUCCGCAACGAAAAGGGAGAGGUAAGAAAACUGUCCUGGCCAUAUUUCAAAAUGAGUGUGAGAAUAUAGAGAUGUGAACUGGCAGUAAAUUAGCAGUAUAAAUAUAAAUACUGUGAUUGCUCCUUGAUGCUGCUAGCAAACCACUGUUUCAUGUAAUUGUCAAACAAGAUGUUGUUUUAAUGAGUGGUCCUUGUGGUGACAAAUUGAAAACUUGACAACAUGUUUUUAUAUUCAGGACCAUAGUAUUAUGUUUUAUUUAUUUUUUUGCCUCGGUACACCUUUAUCACAUUUUUCGUGGACUGAUGUAAAGCUCUACAGUAGCAAUCGAUCUGUGGAAAUUAUGGUCUUCUUGAUACAUUGUUAGUUAUCGAACAUUGUUAAAGGAAAAUUUUCUGUUAUAACAUGAAUGUUUAUUUAUUCAUAUGGUUAGGUGAUUGUUUAAAAAAAACAAAAACAUAUUUACUAAAUGUUGUAGGGUAAAAAACCAAAUAGGUCUGGCCCUAAAACCUUACCUUUCUUUAGUUGCAAAUACUUGUUUGUUAGUCCACCUAAAUUACAAUGUUGCAUAAUUUGUUGGAGCUUGAGCUUCUACAUUUUAAGAUGCUCUUUUUUUUGUAUAGCAUUUGUUAGUGCUAAGUCAUGUCCAGUAAAAUGCUUCCCACAGAACAGCAGUGAGAAUAAAUGGGCAUGAGCAGCGAGAGACUGUAUUCCCUGUUGGAAUGAUUUGGACAAAAAAUAUGGACACAGUUUAUAUACCUAUUUAGAAAUAUAAUAUAAUAAUUAAGAGGGUGUGGUAAGGUUUAACCACUUAAGGACACAUGACGGAAAUAUUCCGUCAUGAUUCCCUUUUAUUCCAGAAGUUGUGUCCUUAAGGGGUUAAUAUGACUUGGGAAGGCAAAGAUUACAACUUAAUCAGGAUUUUGGAAUUAAUCCCUUGCUAUGAUUGGAUUGAAAGCAAUAUUUAAAAAAAAAAAAAAAGUUUUAUGGAUUUUAUUUGGAUUUGUGCAAAUAGUACACUCCUUGAUCAUUAUCUGGUCAGAAAAAUAACAAAGUAAGAUUUGAAGAAACAGUAAUGAUGGAUUGGCGCAGCAAGCGGACAUAGGUGCAAAACAAGGAACAUGGCAAAUAUGUUGGCAUUGUGUUGCUCAGGUUGAUGUAUGCAUAGGGUCACUGUAAUCUAGAGUCUGUGUCUCAGACAACGUUGGAAGGGGACUGCGGGCAUAAGGUCGUGUCGUGCUAGGUCUCGUGGCCACCUGACCAGUCGCUCCUUCUGGAACGUUCCUCUGACUAGUCAAGCCUCCAGGACCCUGCCUCCCCUCUACCUGUUUAUCGUUGUUUCCCCGGGACACAAAGUAGGCAAGUUGUCACGCACGUACGGCAUCUUAACUAAACCAUGGUCUUUAUGUCAAUAGACUACACACAUAUGUACAGUGCUCGCUGUGACGCAAGGCCCUCAGUUUACACUACGUCUGUCUAGUUGUCACAGCACCUGCCCAGGUCUUGCCUAAUGGUUCUGUAUUGACUCUUCUGAUGUAACAGUUAACUGAAAUAAUGGGAUAAUCGCCUCAUACUUGGUCAUACUGCCACAAGGGCAUGGAUUGCCCCCGCCCCUUUGUGAGUUAAGAUACAAUGCUCCACAUUCCUAUGUUGCAAUCAUAUGUCCUAUACAGGCUGAAAGACUAGCCAUUAUAUCCCUUCACUGACUUUGUAGGAGUAAGUGGUCUCUUCAAACUAAGACAUAGAACAACAACCGGUUGCGCACUAAGUGUCUAAAAAUCCCAAACUAAAAAACUUUGUUCGUGGGGUUUACGGUGGUUAGUCUCGACUUGUUGGGCCCGACUCUCCACCUGACCUUUGGUAGUCUGCAGCAGGCUGUCCCUCCUGGAACUCUCCCUGGAUUCCACCUCCUGGACUUUCUGGUGGAGGGUUCCCAUCUCCUCCUGGGUCUCUCUUAGAUCUGCUUUCCACACCUCCCGCAUGUCUGCUAGGAACCUUUUAAUUUGGAAGGUGAAGAGUCUUCAUUCGACUUUGCUUCCUGAGAGUCAUCCCCUGGACCCAGUGAGGGGAGUUCUUCCUCCUCUUCAUUAGAUUCCACAGAGGCCUCAUUUUUCUCUUGAGGCUCGGGCGCCAUCUUAGGUGGCUCUGGCCGAGUAGGCAUCUCGAAUGAAAGACUGAUAUCAGGCAAUUUAGGGCUCUCUCGGAGUUGAAAUUUACGGUGCUCUGUUGGGGGGUGUCGAGUAUGUUUCCCCUGACAGCUCCAAAGGUGAAAAAAUUGUUGAAUUUAAGAGUCUCUAUGGCAGAGCUCAAUGGAAACACGUCUGUGUUGCUGCUAUGUCUGCCACGCCCUGCUGUUUGAAAGCAAUAUUAUGUGUAAGAGAAGCAGAAUUGAAAAAAAAGAAAAUGUUUGCUAAAUAUUUGCUAAAAUAAGCAGCUAUUGCCUCUGGACAGUGUCAAUACAGCACUGCGGAAGAUCAAAUUAUUCUAUCAUCAUAUUUGUUUGCAGACAAAGUAAUUAUUUUAUUUUUAGUCCUGAAGGGAAGUAGCUAGUUUACUUUACAGUGCCCUGCAACUCAUUAAGCUAUGCAUUAUAGAAUACAUAUCUGCUCUCUAACUGCCAAAAAGCUAAUUACAUUGAAAAUAGUUAUGUUACUGUACCACUUUGUGUGUGUAAACAUGUAUAUAUAAAUAUGUGUCCUGAUAAAAGUUUAGUGUGUUAAACUGAAACAUUGAACAGAAAAUGACUUUUUUGAAGCAUUUCCAUUUAAGGAGUCCCAGGAAUAUUUUUUAGUUUUGGUUGGUGCGUAAUUGCAGGAUUUUAGCACCAGGCAACAUAUACACUGAUCUGCCACAACAGUAAAACCACUGACAGGUGAAGGGAAAAACAUUAAGUAUAUUGUUACAAUGGCACCUGUCAAAGGGUGGGAUAUAUUGGGCAGCAAGUGAACAGUCCGUUCUUGAAUUUCAUGUGUUACAAGCAGGAAAAGUGAACAAGCAAAAAGAUCUGAGUGACUUUGACAAGGGCCAACAAGGAAGGGAUAAGAAUGGGUGAGAAAUACUCGCCUCCUGUCAUUAAUAAAAUUAAAAUUAAGAUGGCUAGAUGACUGGGUCAGAGCAUCUGUAAAAUGUCUUGUGGGUGGUCCCCAGUUUGUAGUUGUUGGUACCUACCAAAAGUGGUACAGUGAAGGACAACUGAUGAACCUGCAUCUCGGUCAAGGGCGGCCAAAGCUCAUUGUUGCAUGUGGGGAGCGAAUGCUAGCCUAUCUGGUCUGAUCACACAGAAGAGCAACUGUAGCUCAAAUUGCUGAAAAACAGAAUGUUGGCCAUGGUAGAAAGGUGUCAGAACAAACAAUGCUUAAAUUUGUUGCAUAUGGGGCAUGUCAGAGUGCCCAUGAUGAUCUUUGUCCACCUCCGAGAGCACCUUCAUUGGAGAUGUGAACAUCAGAACUGGACCAUGGAGCAUUAAAAGAAGGUAACCUGGUCUGAUGAAUCCCAAUUUCAUUUCGAUCCGAUAGAUGGCCUGGUGUGUGCAUCAUUUACUUGGAGAAGAGAUGGCAACAGGAUUCACUAUAGAAUGAAGGCCAACUGGUGGAAGCAGUGUUAUGCUCUUGGGAAUGUUCUGCUGGGCAAUAUUGACUUCUGGCCUUCAUGUGGAUGUUACUUUGACACAUACCAUGUACCUAUAGAUUGUUGCAGACCACAUACACCCGUUCAUGGUAGCCAUACUGCAAAAAUCGUUAAGGAGUGGUUUGAGGAACAUGACAAAGAGUUCAAGGUGUUGUCUUGACCUUCAAAUGGCCCAGAUCUCAAUCAGAUUGAGCAUCUGUGGGACAUGCUUUAACAAUAAAUCCAAUUCAUGGAGGCCCCACAUUGUAACUUGCAGGACUUAAAGGAUCUGCUGCUAAUGUGUUGGUGCCAGAUGCAUGUUCAGAGGUCUUGUGGCUUUCAGAGCUGUUUUGCAGUGUACCUACAUGAUAUUAGGCAGGUGAUUUUUAAUGUGGCUGAUCAGUGUGUAUCUGAAUACAAUAUAUAUGAAUUUGUGUAUGUAUAUAAAGUGGUUGGUUUGUUACAGAUUUGUGUGGUUGGAAACCAAUAAUGUAAUACGUUGUGUUUAUGUGUAUUAUUUUUAUGCGAGUGUCUUUAUGUUAGUAGAACCUGUUAUUAUUGUUUUCUUAAUGUGGUUUAUCUUUUAAAAACUGGGCACAACAGGCUAGGUAUAUUGUCUUUGACAGGCUAUACCUAAGCAGCUCUCUGUCAAAUGAAAAAGUAACAGGAUAUGAAUUCCUGUCUUUCACUCUUCCUUUUCUGGUGCUGAUAAUCAAUGUAGAAUGACAGAUGUGGUACAAACAUUCGUGAUUAAUUUCUGGGUUGCAUGCCAUGUUUAUUGUUGGAGAAGAACAGAGACACAACAUUGUAUAUCUGUUCUGGUCCCACUAUAAACACCGGCAUUUAGCCCAGAAAUAUGUACUGAACACACUUAUCACAGCUGUCUUACCAUUUAUAUAAAACCGUUAUUGUCUUGAGGUUUAGGUUUUAGGUUCAGUUUGGUGGUUUACAGUUUAGGGUAAUUUCUGUCCAUUUUCUGGUUGAGGUUAGGGCUUGUAUGUAGGGAGAUUGGAAGUGAGUGCCCCCAAAUGACAGCAAAUUCAUGCUGAAAAGAAAUCGUGUGAUGAGCAUUAGAUUUUUGGCAAGAACAAGGAUUACAACAAAUAAUUGUAGAUUAUGCUAGCUUUAGUGUACCUAUAAUCUUAAUUUUAUUAAUGACAGGAGGCGAGUAUUUGCUUAAGUCUCUCUUUACUAGAACUCCACAGCAGCACAGAAAAACAACCAAUCAGAAAAAAGUUAGGUACUAUAAAACUCCCCUCCCCAUACAUCAUUUCCUCUUUCAAGCUGCGACAGAACAAAGGGCAAAAAAAUAUAAUGGGGAAGAAACGAAGUCCUAGAUACAAUGAAUACAAGAACGUCCACCAUCCGAGGGGAUCUGCUGAACGAGAUGGCUUUGAUGGACUGUAAACUGAAACAAGAAAAAACAGAAUUGAACAGGUUGAUUAGCCAAUGAAAUGUACUCUGAACAAACAUGUAGGUACCCAAUGUAUCAACCAAAAUACCCUAAUAUGGAGAUAUCCCAACCCUACUUAGGAAAAAUUAGACAUAAGAACGAGUUGCAUACGUACCUGAUGAACCCAAACUAUUAAAAUUAAACAAGGGAGGGAUAAGAAUGGGUGAGAAAUACUCGCCUCCUGUCAUUAAUAAAAUUAAGAUUAUAGGUACACUAAAGCUAGCAUAAUCUACAAUUUUAUAACCUGACAGGAGGCUUCGUAUUUGCGGUUUUAACGUUCAGCCAACAAAUCCAACUCUGUUUGUUUAGCUGGUACCUAUUCUGGAAGAUAACCAGAGCAAUCCCCAAUGGACCCUCCAACUGCGAGAAGUGACAGUAGACGGAUCAAUGAAGAUGCUAGCUGUUGAUGUACCCCAAAAUAUGGGAAAACUCCAUCCGUUGUUAGAUCCACUGUACGUGGGGUUACGACCGGUUUCCUAGCAGACGUCCAUGAACUGCAAAGCUGACCUAUUGGCUACUUCCCUGUAGUGUAAAACACCAAGGGUCAUCCGUGGAUUUAGGGUCGCGAGAAAAAACUGCCACCAGAUCUCGACCUUUGAUGUAGAAGAUUUUUUUUCCGAUCGUGCCAGGAUCACCAGGUCAUGUGGCCUUGUAGACAAAAUUCCAACCUCAGGUAAUGCGUCUGAGUCUACCACCAUUUCCGUAACCGAACCGAAUCUUAUAGUUCCCUCAUGACCUACCCGGUGAGUGGCCUCGUCUGAGAAUGAACCCAUUAUGCCGGUAAGACUGUUUCCAGUACUCCAAAUGGACUGCGUAACCUGCAACUGUGGUAGAAUAAGGUACUCCCCAGGGACGUCCAAUCAGAGUCCCAACUCUGAACUAGCAUAGUGAAACAGUGGUCGACUACUCUGGGGACCUGUGAAUCCUGGAUAUAACCAAAAAAGGGAAACAAAACUACAGUAUGAGAUUUCCAUUCAAAUAUAUCCUCAUCUGGGAGUGAUAGGUGGUCCGGAUCCAAGGGUAAUAGGGCCCUGCAUAGACGAAGAAGAGUCCUCCGUGUUGUAUUCGCGUGGAGGACCGCAAAGUCUUCGAAGUCGGUUCGAAGUGUAGGCCUGAUGAAAAAAACGAAACAGCCCUGGUGAGCAGGUCUGGAGCAGGACUUCCGUCUGCGAGACUGGCGACUGAUUAGGGGGGAGAGUGAAUAAUCUGAUUAAUCGUCUGUGCCCGAUCAAUGCCCGAUCUGUCAAAGUUUGUGGAGGAACUCAUGGUCAGCACGACACCUCCAAGAUAGGGUAUAAUAUAGUGAGACCUUAGGUCCCUGUAUCUCUGACUGUCCGGGCACCUAUCUCCCCGAGUAGGCCCGAGGCCAAGGGACCCAGGAAUGUGAAUUCGAGAACCGAACUAUAGGAAUACCUCCCUUCUUAGUCUGGAGUCCCGAGAACUCAUAGCAUUCUCAAAUACGUAAGUAAGAGGUUAAUCCCCAUCACUAACGAUCGGAGAUCCCAGAGAACAGAUAUAGCGAACAAACAAGGUCCUAGCUUCAACUAUCCGAAGCAGAGGCCAUCCAGUCGGCAUGUCAUAUCCGAGCCUGCUACCGAUCCUGAGCAUUACUCCAUCUUUCGGUUGCCUCCCGACUUUGUGAUGUCUGUGUAGGAGUCGUGGUACACAGGGUUCCCCCCCAUAGAGUCCAAGCAGGCCUCCUUGAUGGAAAUUGACUAGGUGGGUCAGCGGAAACCCACAACCAAGACUGUUCCCGUGAGGGAUUAAAGUCUAGAAGAGGGUCCUCCAUAACCGAAUCAUGUUCUCAGAGGAGCAGAGGUAGUCCUGACAUCUAUCCCAAGAUUAACAACCCGGGAACCCCGAGUCGACUGAAGAUUCCAUUCUUCCCAUGCAAUCAAUGCAUAUGGUGUAUCUGCAGCCCAGGUUGUGGGCCUUCCCCAGUCUUGUCACGUGGGCAAGGCAGUGCAUGUUUGUUCUACGAAGGCCUCAGGAUCCACUGUCACCUUGACAUGGGUAAAAUCAGUCUGAACCGCUAGUACGCAAUGGUCUGUAUAACCUAGACAUAGUGCGAUUGUUUGUUUGAUAUAGCGUAGAUCAUACUAAAACCUGCCCUCUUGUAAUAACUGAGGCUCCUCCGUUAGCUGUACCGUCUCCAGGAAUACCUCCAAUAGGGAGGGAUAGGGUCACCAACAAAAUGGAAAUAGAAUAUGGUGUAUACUGCGCCCAAAAUCAUACGUACAUACACCUGAAGAAAAGAGGCCUGGUAAAUACCUCAAAAUGAUAAAACAGAAAAACAAUAAUAGUGCAAAACUAUUUUGUAAAGUGCAAGAUAUUGGCUAAAUAGCUGUAGGAAAACCACUCACAUAGGGUAGAGCUAUAUAAGAGUUCUGCUGUAUUACACGUAGACGGUACAAUCCCCGUCUAAGGAUACAGGAUAGUAGAGAUGGUACUGGUCAAUUUGUAGAAAAAGACCUGCUCUAGUUAUCUCAGCGUGGGUGGUACUGUCCCCACCUAAGGAUAUGAUAGCACCAGGUAGCAAGUAUUGAAUUAAAUGUAGGAGGGACGCCCCUCUAGGCAGACAUCGUUGUCCUGUACAGUUACAAACCUGUGUGAUGAGCAAUGGAGGCACCGUAGUGCUAGAGUGUAUGAGAGAGCCGCACUCUCUAAUAAAUCAAUCCAACUCUGUGUCAGCAUCAGGCUGAUAGCAGGAGUGGGCCGUACCCGUUAAUAACAAAAGGUAGUGUCUACACCCUUGUCUGGUUCUUUCUAUGAGUGGGCCACACUCAGGACAUGUCUCCUGUAUCCCUCUCCUGUAUCCCCCCCCCCUCCCAUGAAAACAAAUACAGUCUAACAAAAUAGGAAAGCAUAAAAUGGACAGAAAAUCCCCCAAUAAACUCUAAAGAACUGUAAAAAGACAAUAAAAUCCCAAAGCCACCAACUAAUAUUAACAGGAGGCAGUGGUAAUCUGACCCGUACUGAUGCGGAGCAGCAAAGAAAGAGGAAAUGAUGCAUGGGGAGGGGAGUUUUAUAGUACCUAACUUUUUUUUCUGAUUGGUUGUUUUUCUGUGCUGCUGUGGAGUUCUAGUAAAGAGAGACUUAAGCAAAUAUGAAGCCUCCUGUCAUGUUAUAAAAUCAAAAUUGUAUCAUUAAAUGAUGACCUGUGUGUAUUGCUAAAAGAUGUUUUCAACAACAUUCUAAAAGACUAGUUGGAUUUAGACUGCUCUCAAUUAAAAGGCUCAUUUGAAACUAUACAGUUAUCAUUUACAGUAAAUAUACCUCAUUUAGACAUAAGUCUGCUAACUUGCAUCACACAGGAGAAUGUUACAAGCUGGGGAAUUUAAAGGACCACCAUAGGCAGCCAGACCACUUCAGCUUAAUGAAGUGGUCUGGGUGCCAGGCAGGGCCGGACUGGGGAUACAAAGCAGCCCUGGAAAAAAAUGUUGUGCCAGCCCCAUAAGUCACUGCGCCAUAUAUUGUUGCGUGUAAUAUGUAAGGCUAUGUCUUGCCAACACAGAUGAUUGAGAUAUAUAUAUAUAUAUAUAUAUAGAUAGAUAGAUAUAUAGAUAUAGAUAUAGAUAGAUAUAGAUAUAGAUAGAUCUAUAGAUGUAUAGAUAGAUAGAUCUAUAGAUGUAUAGAUAGAUAGAUCUAUAGAUGUAUAGAUAGAUAGAUCUAUAGAUGUAUAGAUAGAUAGAUCUAUAGAUAGAUCUAUAGAUAGAUAGAUAGAUAUAUAUAUUGCUUUUUCUAAUAUAAAAUAUUGGUCCUUUCAGGGUAAAACGUUUAAUUAUACAGUAAGCAUACUCACAUGCAGACACAGGCAAUUUCACUGACAUCUCAAUGACACACACAAGCUCAUUGAUACACAGCCUCAUAGACAAACAAUCUCACUGAUAUACAUCAGCUCAUUGACAUAAAAACACAAGCUCACUCACUAGCAGGCACACGCAUGCAAGCAAGCUCACUCACUAGCAGACGCACACACACAGCUUAAUGUAGUGGUACUGGUGUCUAUAGCAUGUCCCUACAGGCUUUUCAACGUAAACACUGACUUUUCAGAGAAAAGGCAGUGUUUACAUUGCUUCAAAGUGACACUGCUAGUGACAGUCACUCAGACGGUCACUAGAGGUGAUCCUUGUGUCAGUGCACCUACAUUCAGGGCCUCCACACUCUGUAGCUGCUGAACGUUCCCAUAGAUAUACAUUGAUUCAAUGCAUCUCUAUGAGGAGAUGCUGAUUGGAGUGGCAUUUUGCAGCCAAUCAUAUGGCAAAGCAUUGGAUUGGCUGAGUUCAUCAAGCUUGAUGAUCUCAGCUAUAGAGGCAGGGCCAGUCGAGGGGAGACCAGCAUGCUGCGUAGGGGAAAAAAAAUGAGCAAAAACACUAUUUUUAAACACACAUAUACACCAUGACAGACACAGAUACACACCCCAUGACACACACACACCAUGACAGACCAUGACACAGACAGACCCACACACACACACCAUGACACAGACAGACAGACACAGACAGACACACACAGACCCACACACACACACCAUGACACACACACACCAUGACACAGACACACACACACCAUGACACAGACACACACACACCAUGACACAGACACACACACACCAUGACGGACGGACGGACAGACAGACACACACACCAUGACGGACGGACGGACAGACAGACACACACACCAUGACGGACGGACAGACGGACACACCAUGACCGACAAACUCACACUGACACACAUUACUAAUACCUGCCAGGGGGAGGUCUUCUGGCGGGCGCUGCGCUGUCUCUUCUCUCCCGCCCUUGCGCGCUGCUGAAUGAGACCGGGCCGGAAUAUUCCAGCACCGGUCUCAUUCAGCUGUGCGCUGGGGAGCAGAGACAGCGCAGCUCCGCCGGUACAAGUCCCCCAGCGGCCGCCUUAUAAUAUGGUUAAUCCAGCCUCUCAUUGACAGCCGCUAGAGGCACUUGCGUGCUUCUCACUGUGAAAAUCAGUGAGAAGACGCCAGUGUCCAUAGGAAAGCAUUGUAAAUGCUUUCCUAUGAACUGGCUAAAUACGUGCGCGCGGCUCAUGACGUCGCUAUGGAGGAGGAGAGGAGGAGGAGAGCACCCCGCCCGGCGCUGGAGAAAGGUAAGAUUUUAACCCCUUCCUCUCCCCAGAGCCCGGCGGGAGGGGGACCCUGAGGCUGGGGGCACCCUCAGGACACUAUAGUGCCAGGAAAACGAGUAUGUUUUCCUGGCACUAUAGUGGUCCUUUAAGAUUACACUCUGAAUGUGGUUGUUAUACAGUCCAUUUCUUGAGAAGCAAAAUGCAAACACAAUAUGCACAUGUAAUAAAAGUUUAAAGAUGCUGGAAUGAAGGUGGAAGGUUAGUUGUAUGAAGAUCCUUAGAGGUAAACUUUAGAUUUAGUUAUGUUUGUAUCAAAUUAAAUUGUCUGCAAGUUAAAAUCUCCAAGCAAGGGGAUAAAUGGGUACCUGGAUGUAAAAAGAGAAAAAAGGUAAGGAAAAACUAAAGCUGGACAAACAGGGCUGUAUGCUACACUAGCAGAUUUGUGGAAACAUUGUAAAUCUUAAUCCCAAAAAUAUGUUUAGGCCAACAACCAAGCUUUUUAAGGUUAAAGACAACCCCUCUUUUGGACCACCGCCUAUAUCCGAUUUCCUUCUUUCCUCUACUUUCUGCCACUGUUAUCUUUGUUUAUUUUCUUCUAAAUCUGAUUGUUUAGAAUACAUAGCUGUCUAUUACAAGCUGUCAUGAUUCUGUCUGUCUGCCAGGUUGAGCAAGAGAAGUUGGAUAAAGUGUGGCCUAGACUACGUGUUCUGGCUCGAUCGUCACCUACUGAUAAGCAUACUUUGGUAAAAGGUAAAACUAUGUUGUAUAUACAAAAUACUGCAUUACUUUAGCUUUUCCUAGAGACAGAUUGAUAGUGUGUCUUUGUUGCAGGCAUCAUUGACAGCACAGUAGAAGAGACAAGACAAGUAGUAGCAGUGACAGGAGAUGGUACCAAUGACGGACCAGCGCUUAAGAAGGCAGAUGUUGGAUUCGCUAUGGUAUGUUAGAAUUCCAUGAUAACUUUAUUGUAUAUUUUAAAAUAAGUAAUUCGGUCUUAUGUCUUGAUAGUUCUCCCCAGUUUCCAGUGGUUAAUGUCUUAUAAUUUGCUCUUUCCAUCAGAGAGCAAGGACUCAAAAUGUUUUUUUUCUCUGACAGGGCAUUGCUGGCACAGAUGUGGCAAAAGAGGCUUCGGACAUCAUCCUGACGGACGAUAACUUUACGAGCAUUGUGAAAGCAGUCAUGUGGGGUCGCAAUGUAUAUGAUAGCAUUUCCAAAUUUCUGCAGUUUCAGCUGACUGUUAAUGUGGUGGCAGUGAUUGUGGCAUUCACCGGAGCAUGUAUCACCCAGGCAAGUGAUAGCCUUUAAUAUGUUUUCUAUUUUAACCAAACUCAUGUGAAUUCAAAUAUUCACAUUCACUAUUUUAAAUACAUUCCAAAGCAUCAUCAUUGCAAUUUUUGCAUAAAAUCAGUCUGGCGGCAGCAUUCAUUACUGACUGUCAAUGGGCAGUACAACUUCUAAAAAGAACAACUAGGAGAUUACUAGAACAUAAACAAGCUCUUAGUAGCGUCUUGUGUAAGAAAGGGGAGGAUGUGGGCAAUGUUUUUAAAGUGAAAUCGACAGAAUUUGGUAACAGAUUGGAUGUUAGGCUUAAAGGUGAGGCCAGAAUCAAAUAUAACGCCAAGACAGCGUGCUUGCAAGGAUGGGCUAAUGUGGGUGCCACUAACUUGAAGGGAGAACAAAAGAGGAGGAUUAGGAGGAGGAAAGACAAGAAGCUCCGUUUGAGAGAUUGAGUUUCAGAAAGAGAAAUUAAAGGUGACCAAGAACAGAGUCUUGGGGGACUCCAAACGAGACAAGAUGAAGGAAGGGGAGGUAUCAUUAGAAAAGGAGACACUAAAUGAGCGUGUCUGAUGCAUUGUACCAUUUUGCGUUCUGCAUCAAGUUAUCCAUGAUAACAUACUACAUAAAGUAAUUUAGGCAUUCUGUAGUUAAAACAGUGUUGAGAAAAAAAAAUCCUUAUUUCUUAGAACUGACUAUGAACUGCUAAGAUAAAAGGUAAAAAUGACCAUGUACUUGUCUCAUUUUAUGCCUUAUACCAUUUUAUUGUAAAAUGGUUCUGUAGAUAAUGCAUUGUGUAUAGUGUCAUCAAACCAGGACAAUAGUAUCCUGCAUGUAUCCUUAUGCGCCAUCUCUCCUGCAAUGUAUUGUGCCAUUCUUCUCCACUCCACAUGAUUCUAAAUUAGAAUGCCUCACUAUAAAUCUCCUCUUUUGAUUUUAUCUAAUGUACUUUUUUUUUGUCUCAAUUUCUUUUUUGUGGUUGACAACCAGGGGAGGUGGAGUUACCACAAAAUAACUGAUUCCAUUAUUUCAGUCUGGCUCCCUUUCAAAUGUUUGAAUAUAGAUGAAAGGGACACUCAAUAUACCAAAAGUGCAAUAACUCAUUUAAUGGCACAUUGUAGAUCAAAUACAUUGAUUUGUGUAAAAUGUAUACAUGUCUUGUAUUAAAUUUCCAACUCCUUUCCUGUUUUGGCCAUGAGAAAGACAGGAAACUGUUUCUCUGAAUCCUCAACUAGUACUUCAUUCAGUUAAAAAAGAAAAACUAAUUGAAAACCACUAAAGAAAGUUGACGGAGCUCUACAGCUCCAUACGAGAGAUAAGUUUAAAAAAUCUGUGUUCAUUAAAUUUUGGAGACCAGGAAUUGAACAGCUUUCUGCCAAUUCCUAGUUUCAGUAGAUCAGAUCAAAACCUAGCGCCUGGUGGGUCCCUGCUCAGAUCUAAAGCUUAACCCCUUAAGGACCAAACUUGUGGAAUAAAAGGGAAUCGUGACAUGUCACACAUGUCAUGUGCCCUUAGGGGGUUAAGUUCAUAUUGCUGUUACGAAGAGAACCUAGGCAAUUUGCAUUUCUGACUGAUUCCACCCGAAAGGAUGGGUCCAGCUCCAAAAUGCAGGCCGGCUCCUCUGCAUAAGAGCUACAGCAACCCAACAUUUUUGAGACCUGAGCGGGGACAAAAAAGGGUAAACUAUUGAAUUUGAGCUUUUAUUUUUCUUUCCCAGAAUCCUCAUAUUCUCUGUUUUUGUUGCAAUGCAAUUUGUUAGGGCACUCCCUAAGCAAAAAUGGCAAUCCAGACAUAGAACUCAUGCUCACUGUGCCUAAAGUGGUAUCAUCUACACUUUUUUGUCAAAACGAUCAUCUGGGGUUGCUGUAUCGCUCGUGCAGUGAGAAUUUGCCAGCAUUUUUAAUAAAAAGGACACUUGGCUAAAAAUGGAGGUAAAACUAAGUUUAAAAAAAAUAUCUUUCACUUAAUGUUUCAGUAUCUGAUCUACUGAAACCAGAAAUUAGAAAGUUCUGGGUUGCCUUUAUGGGUGGGGUCAGUCUUAUAUGCAAAUAGUAUAGGUACUCUUUGUAAUGGCACCAGUGAGCAAAAACCUUUUCAAGACUUGAGCGGGGACUAACUGAAGGGCAAACUAUUGCAUUUAUCCAAGCGUUUGCCUGUUCUCAUAGUUCUCAUUCUCUGUUUUUGUUAUUAAGAUGUUAAGAUUGUUUUUUUGUUUUUUGUUUUUUUUUUUUUAUAUAUUUAUUUACAUUAACGCUAUUUGGUGCAGGAUUCUCCACUAAAGGCUGUACAAAUGCUGUGGGUCAACCUGAUCAUGGACACAUUUGCAUCUCUGGCCCUAGCAACAGAACCUCCUACUCAGUCACUGCUCCUACGCAAACCAUAUGGACGCAACAAACCACUUAUCUCUCGCACCAUGAUGAAGAACAUACUAGGACAUGCUGUAUAUCAACUGACUAUCAUCUUCACUCUGCUUUUUGCAGGUUAGAAAUAUACUUUGAAUCUUGGUCCUCUUGGGAUAAUGUUCCUAUUCCAAGUACUCAUCAUUACUAGAAAGGUUUUAUUUUGAUUGAUAAGAUAGUGUCUAUAUAUAGCAGCCAUAUAAUCAUGUUAAUAUUUUUAUUAAUGUCCUAUUUCAAACCGGUUUUCUUUAUGUCGCUUCAUUUAAUCUGAUCUCUACUUAGGUGAGAAGUUUUUCGACAUUGACAGUGGAAGGAAUGUACCCCUACACUCACCACCUUCAGAGCACUACACUAUCGUCUUCAACACAUUUGUUAUGAUGCAGCUGUUUAAUGAGAUCAAUGCUCGCAAGAUACAUGGAGAGCGCAAUGUCUUUGACAGUAUCUUCCGUAACCCCAUCUUCUGUGCAGUGGUACUGGGUACUUUUGGGGCACAGGUAUAAACACGAAUAUAAUUAGUAGAAGUAACUAAUGAUUUUUCUCUAUUAAAAACUGGAUUUGACUCAUUCUCAGUAUUCCAUCUAUACUGGCAAAUCACUUGGCUUUUCACUUAAAGAGAAACUAUAGUGCUAAAAAAAAAAAAAAAAAAGUUGUUUUCCGAACACUAAAGUGACCUACAAUGACCUCCACCCCCAUGGUGCUGGAAGGGUUAAAAAUCUUGCCUGAUUCUUAUUGCAAUGCGAUGUCCCUUUGUGCUGCAUCAGGUUCUGCCUCCUCUCCUCCACCGAUGUCAGUCGGGGAGGACCUAAUGCGCAAGUGCGGCAAGCAUCGUGCUGACAUUAGGACUACCUGAUAUGUAAACACUGCUCGGUGCUUUCCUAUGGAAUUUCAGAUGAAGCAGCAUGUCCUCGGGCCGAGCGUGAAAGUCGACUAUCCACCCGAACGUACCUCUAGUGGCUAUCUGGUAGAAAGCCACAAGAGGUGGAGUUAACCCUGCAAGGUAAUUAUUGCAGUUAAUAAAUAACUACAAUACACCCUGUUGCAAAUUAUUAUGCAAAUGAUAUUUUUCUCAUUUAACUAAAUAAUUGAUGUAAAUAACAGUCAGCAUAAUUCUCAUUUUAUCAACUAAUAAGAGUACAAUUCAAAUUUUAUUGAACAAACCUCCUAAUGAUUACAGUAUUUUUUUUAAAACGUAAAAAACUUACAAUGCACUGUUCCAAAUUAUUACGCACAGUAAGUUUCAAAACACUUUUGUGUUUGCAGCAUAUUUACUGAAAUCAAAAGCUAUUUCAAUCAAACUUAUAACAACAUUUUAACAUAGGACCCCUUAUUUGAUAGCAGCUUCACAAGUCUUGCAUCCAUUGAAAUUGUGAGUUUUUGGACAGUUUCUGCUUGAAUUUGUUUGCAAGAUGUCAGAAUAGCCUCCCAGAGCUGCUGUUUGGAUGUAAACUGCCUCCCACCCUCAUAGAUCUUUUGCUUGAGGAAGCUCCAAAGGUUCUCAGUAGGAUUGAGGUCAGGGGAGGAUGGAGGCCACACCAUGACUUUCUCUCAUUUUAUCCCCAUAGCAGCCAUUGAUGCUGAGGUAUUCUUUGCAACAUGAGAUGGUGCAUUGUCAUGCAUGAAGAUGAUUUUAUUAAGGAAAGCAUAGUUCUUCCUUCUGUACCAGGGAAGAAAGUGGUCAGUCAGAAACUCCACAUACUUUGCAGAGGUCAUCUUUACACCUUCAGGGACCCCAAAGGGGCCGACCAGCUCUCUUCCCAUGAUUCCGACCCAAAACAUGACUCCACCACCGCCUUGCUGACGUCGCAGACUUUUCCACCAACCAUCCACUACUCCAUCCAUCUGGACCAUCCAGGGUUGCACGGCACUCAUCAGUGAACAGGACUGUUUGAAAAUUAGUCUUCAUAUUUUUUUCUGCCCAAUGCAGCCGUUUCUGCUUGUGAGCAUUGGUUAGUGGUGGCCGAAUAGAAGGUUUAUGCACAGUUACAAGACUCUGAAGGACUCUACACCUUGAUGUCAGUGGGACUCCAGAGGCACCAGCAGCUUCAAAAAUCUGUUUGCUGCUAUGUAAUGGUAUUUUAGCAGCUGCUCACUUGAUCAGAUGCAUGGAUCUGGCAGAAAUCUUCCUCAAUGUGCCUUUAUCUGCACAAACCCGUCUGUGCUCUGAAUCAGCCACAAAUCUCUUAAUAGUGCAAUGAUCAUGCUUAAGUUUUCGUGAAAUAUCUAAUGUUUUCAUACCUCAUCCAAAGCAUUGAACUAUUUCACUGUUUUCGGCAGCAGAGAGAUUCUUUUUCUUCCCCAUAUUGCAUGAAAAUGGAGCUCUGUUUAAUAAUGUUGAACACCCUCCUUUAGUAGUUUUUCCUUAAGUUGGCCUCACCUGGCAAUCUAAUUAUCACAGGUGUCAGAGAUUGUUUUCAGUGAUCAAAAGAGCCCUGAGAUGCCAUCCAUGAGUUAAACUGAAAAACAGAAUAUUUAAUCUUUGUGACACUUAAAUAGAAUUUGCAUAAUAAUUUGGAACAGGGUGUAAUUACAAUUGCAGGGUUAAGGGGACAGUGCACCCAGACCACUUCCAUAAGCUGAAGUGGUAUGGGUGCCUAUAGUGUCCUUGUAUUGUCUCUGCAUUGUAGUAUGUGUUUUUUUUUUUGUUUGUUUUUUUGUGUGUCUCUUUAAUUUGUCAACUUCUCCUUGAUUACAGAUCAUAAUUGUAGAAUUUGGAGGAAAGCCAUUCAGCUGUUCGGGCCUCACUCUGUCUCAGUGGUUCUGGUGCAUAUUUAUUGGAGUUGGAGAGCUGCUUUGGGGUCAGGUGAGUCUAUCUUCUCUUCAUUUUUUUCCUUCUAAAGUUUCUUUGUUUACAUAUGGUACAUCAUCAAAUAUCUUCCUUGUAUAUCCAACUAGUUUCUAACGCAGAAAUUAUUAUUUUUUUUUUUAUUUUUACAGAAACCAAAAUAAUAUUCUUGGUGCUCAUUUUUCAAAUGUAAGAUUAGUUCACUGAUCAAGUUUACAUAGCAAUAUAUAAAACAAGAAAGUAUAAAUUCAUUAGAUUCGUAUGCAUCAAAGAGAUCUCCACUGCUUUUUUUGAGGUGUAUGCAUCUGAGGUUUGGUGGGUUGUUUUUCUUUGUUGUUGGCGUUUUUUUUUUUUUUUGUCCAAAUGAUGGCAUGACAUUCUCAAUUUGAGUCUACAUACAAGCUUUAAAAAUUAUUGCUCCAAAACUUCUCCGCUUCUUUUUUCAUCUUCAUUGUUUUUCAUAUAUCCCCUGACACUCUUCUCCUUGCAGUUGAUUUCUUCAGUCCCCACCAGCCGACUCAAGUUUUUGAAAUCGGCUGGUCAUGGUCCAAUGAAAGAAGACCUUCAGCAUGAGGAGCUCCAAGACGGCACGGAUGAAAUAGACCAUGGAGAGAUGGAGCUAAGGAGAGGCCAAAUCCUAUGGUUCAGAGGUCUGAACCGCAUACAGACGCAGGUACGUUCUAUAUUUGAGCCAUUUACCACUUUUUUUUUUUUUUUUUUAGCACCUCAUACCACCACAGAUGUCCGGCCAAUUGCUUUUUUUUUAAUAAGCUUUUUCAAUGCAUCACACAGAUGAACUAUGAACUUGUUCCAUAGAUUACCGGUCUUGCAGUAAUAGGCCAGAAAUCUCUGAAUCUGUUGAAGUAAAAUCCCUGACUUGUCAUUUUGCUUAACAGCUGAGCCAAAAAGAUAUUUUGUAUACAUGAAACAUAAAAUAUUAUAGUAAAUGGCUCCGAGCAGUCAGUACAAAGUUAAAGGACCACUCUAGGCACCCAGACCACUUCACCUUAAUGAAGCGGUCUGGGUGCCAGGUCCAGCUAGGGUUAACCCAUUUUUUUAUAAACAUAGCAGUUUCAGAGAAACUGCUAUGUUUAUAAAUGGGUUAAUCAAGCCCUCAAAUCCUCUAGUGGCUGUCUCGGAGGCGGAGAGCUCCCCGCCCGGCACUGGAGAAAGGUAAGAUUUAACCCUUUCCUCUCCCCAGAGCCUGGCGGGAGGGGGACCCUGAGGGUGGGGUAUAUUUUCCUGGCACUAUAGUGGUGCUUUAAGCAUGUGUUAGACAUCCGCAUUCCCAUCAUUACUAGUCUCUCUAUAUAAAUAUUUUCGUUGCCGCACAAUUUUAAAUUUACAAAGAUAUUCACUAGACCCUAAUUUUUAGGUAACAAAGAAAAAAAUUCUAAGUUUUGGAAAUAAGCCUGUGAAAUAGAUCUUUGCACAAUGCAUCACCCAAAUCUGUAUGUUUAUACUUUUUAUUUUCAAACAAAUGUAGGUUGUCUUUUUUUUUUUUUUGGUAAAUUUUGUGUUUACUGGGGAGUUGUUUUUUUGUUGUUUUUGGUUUGGUUUUUUUUACAUCUCCAUAUAUUUGUAAACAGUACACCACUGAUGUUCUAUAAAUGUUUGUUUUUAUUUUUUUUAAACUUUGAGGAUUCAAGGAUUACAGAGUCACAAAAAACAACAACUUUAUUUACAAUGCUUUAUUCUAUUUUGUUUAUUUGUUUUUAUUUGUUCUCACAUUGACAACAAAAGGGCUAAAUUUGGUAUCUUAAUUAAAGUUAGUGGGAAUAUCAGCCAUUUCCCAAAACUCAGUGAGAAUUGCUAUUUAAUAGUCUGUUUUCUUAAUAUUACAAUGCAAUAAAGAUUGUUAAUUAAGGGAUCUGGAUGAUAUUAGGAGGAUGACUUUCUUCUGGAUAAGAUCCCACCGCUUUAACAAGUGAAUCUAGAUACGUUGGUUUGAUGGAAUUUGUACUACACAGCUAUGCUCACCCUUUGAAACUUUGCUUUAAAGGCCUGCUGGUAUCUUACUGUUCUUUCGUCUUUGAGCGAUGGGAUAACACCAUUGUUUUGUUAUUCUUUGUUUCAAUUUCUCAUAUAUGUUUAAAAGAGUCUUUAUUCCAUUCUAAACAAUCGCUAUUUUAUAUGGCAUUAAAAUUUCUUUCCUCUAUUUGCCCCUAAUGUGUCCCAUUUUCUAAGUCUCCGCCUUACUGUGAUUUUUAUUUAUCACUCUUUAUCAUGAAAUAUGAUGAUCUUAAUAUAUCUUGCUCAUUUCCCUCUCUUCUCUCAUUUUCUGUAUCCUUCCUCCUCUUUCUGACUUUAGUGUGUCUCCCUCUGAUUCCUUACAGAUGGACGUAGUUUAUACAUUCCAGACGGGCGGUACCUCUUUACAAGGGGCUUUGAGGCGCCAGCCUUCCACCAUUAGCCAGCACCUCGAUGCUAAACAUGUCUCUAGCCCAACACACGUAGCUCUGUCCUCUGCUACCUCUCCCCCAGCCACUUCUGCUGCUGCUACUUCUGUGGGCAGUGAGUUCAACACUAUUACAAUGCAUGCUGUGCACUUCGGCUGCUGGUCACUGCUCUAUCUGUCUGUUUCUUAACACUGUCCCUUUCCAAAUAACUUAAUCAUCUAACAAAGGCACGGAUUUGACCCACCCUGGUGAUGGGGAACUUUUCUUUCCUUUUUUUUUUUUUGUAUCUUUUUUUUUUUUACAUUUAUUCUUUUAAGUUUAUUUUUGUUUGUUUGUUUUUUUCUUUCUUCUUUUCUUUGCAGGUGGCAGACCCGCUUACAUAAACACUGCAAAAGCACACUUUUAAUAGGGAAUAAUGUCCUAGUGCAGUAAAACAAGGCAAAAUGUAACAUUCCAGUUUUCAUUAAAAUUAGUCAUUUCAGAUGAUUAGGGAGUUAGUAUUUAUUUUGGUUUAUUUUUCUGUUUAUAGCACAGUCCCGGUACAACCUAAGAAUUAUUUUGGGUAUUUGAGAUAAGUACAUUUAUCCAAAUAAAUAUAUACCCAAAUAAUGUGGCCAAUGUCAGGCGGCUAUAGGAAAAAAAGCACAGGACUUUUAAAUAGAUGAAGGUAUCCUCUAUUACAGCCAACAAAUAGGUGAAAUUACACCAAAUAGUGUAGAGUUUCCAAGACUGGGUCAAAAGUGUUGCCUUUUUGGCCUUAUUAAAGAAUCCAUCUAUUUACUGUGAAGUUUGUGCUGCUAAUUUUUUAGCACUGGUCUCCCGUUCUGAUUUCCAUCGGCUAUUGCCUUCAGCAUCGAAAGGCUGGUAUUCAAAAAUAUAGUAAAAAAAUAUAUUAAAAUAUGUGCAAUGGUCCAAUGGUAGCAACAUGUAAGGGAUCUGCACUAAAAAUCAGUGGGUAAAAAUUGUUGUUUUAUUGUACCCAUGUCAUAUUUGUCGUAUUUAGUGUUUUGCCUCUUUAUAAAUUAUUGACAAAACUCCACCUAGAAAAUGCUUAGCCAUUUUUGUUAUCACUUCCAAAAAAUAACAUGAUGGAACUGUGAAUUGAAAAUGUUGAGGCAUGCUACAUAAUCAUUUCCAAUGCAGAUUUUAGUCUAGAAAGUUUAGAAAAUAAUAUAUAUACAGAAGGCUGUUUGGUCACCUGUUCAUUAACAGGACUGUACAAAGGACACAUGACUUAAGGAGUUUUCUCCUGUAACGGUGCAACGGCUGCUGUCAAAAAAACAUAUGUCAUAAAGAAUAAAGAUAUAAUCCACUCACGAGAGAGGCUGUCAUACUAUACAUGCUUUAAAAAGGACCAGAUGUUUUGUUUUUUCCCCAAAUUUUUAUCGAAGCUUACUAGGAACAAGUAAUGUGAGAAUUAAUUAGGUAAUCAAAAUUAGUUAAUUUAAAGUUUUAACUACCAAAAUCUUGUUUUUGUACCCUUGCUAUUAAAUGCAUAGGUAACACUAAUAAUUUUUAUUUAUUUUGCAUUCAUUAUGCACGCAGCUUUGGUUUCCCUUUUAUGCUUAGCAUUGAUGCAAUACCGACACACUGUGGCAAUAACUGAGUACGGUUCUGCUAUAAACCUUGUACUAACACAUCGGCAAUGCUUCUUUCAGCAUUAAUUCAACAUCAAAUUUCACAGGCAUCUUGGAUUCAUGUAUAUCUUUACUAUGGAGAUUGUUCCUUAAAAAAAAAACUUGUGUCCUGCAAAAAUAUUUAAUCCCAGUUGCGCCACAGUGCAGUUUCAAUAUUUGGCUGAAUGUCUGCAUGGGAAUGUAAUGAUGCCUGCAAUAUGUGCAUGCUUGCUAGUCUAGUGUGGUUCUGAUUAUUGUGUGAUGUGCAGAUUAAAGGUGCAGACCCUCUUAUAACCAAACAUGUCCUUUGCAAACUUGUUCACUUACUUCAUUGUGGAUAUUUAUAACUUAUCAGGUGGCUGAUUUUUAUUUUGGGGCAAGAGGGAAAAAAAAGGAAGAACAUCACUUAUUCGUGUUAAUAAAUUGUUUAAUGUAUGUAGGCAUAAAGAGAGAAGCUUUUUUGCCAUAAUAAAAAUCAGCACCCAUUGUACUGGCUUUCCACCUGCAGUUUCCCUUUCAGUGAGAGGGCUACACGUGGAUGUCUUUCUUAUAGCUUCUCAUCCUUUAAAUCUGAGAAAAGGAUGUUGUGAUUAUAACUGUGAAUUCUAAGAGCUGACUGGGACUGCAACUUUGAUGCUUGACUGUAUAUACAUUGGUGGUUUGAGGAUUUUCUCAUGCCAAAGCUAUCUCUAUCCUUAUGUGGUAUGACUGUGUUUUCAGUGCACAGAUUUAUUUUGAAUUUGUGUUUGGAGGGCAAAAUUGCCUUGAUUUGUUUUGUUUUUGAUGGAUUUGUAUUCUGUGUGGUUUUGUGAUUUUGAUUUAGUUUUUUUGUGUCAUGGAUUUUAUUUUUAUUUUAAAAUGCUCAUUUUGAAUUAAUCCAUUAAUCCCUUCCUAUCAAAACAUUUCAAAAAACCUAUUAAAAUAACAAAAACACAAAAAAAUCUCUUCAGGGUGCUGUUCUUGAUGUCAUGAAAAAAGCUGCUGCCCAAAAUAUCAUUUUAUUUCACUCUCUCUGAUCGAAGUCUCAGACCAGCGAAGAUUCACCUGCAAUCUUUUUAAAUUCCAUUUGUUAUUUAUGUUUACUUAUUUUUAUUUGUCCAGUGGGUGCCAAGAAACUAUUCUUCUCUUUGUAUAUUUCUGUUCUCUUUCUUCCACUUUUGUUACAUUCCCACUUUCCUCUUCUGUUUCUCUCAUUUCUGUCUUCUAACCUUGCUCCUUCAGUCCUCUAAUCGCUGUAAGUCUCUGAAGCACUCUUCCAUUAUCUCCUUAACCUGUUGCCUCCCCCAUUAAUACUUUCUUCUUCUUUUACCCAAAACAGAUUAAAGUGGUGAAUGCGUUCCGCAGCUCCCUGUAUGAGGGGCUGGAGAAGCCACAGAACCGCAGUGCCAUCCAUAGCUUCAUGACUUACCCGGAGGCGGGAUCUGCCCCCUCGCUCACAGACAGCGACAGCGAGGGUGAGGAAUCUCGGGGUCUCCUUAAAGGACGCGACGACCAGACGCACAACCAUAACAACAACUCCUCUACAGAACAGCGUCCACUGGAUAUCACAGUGUCGCCAUAUGAAAGCCCCAUGCACAGCGUGGAGACCUCCAUUUGA
Molecule: messenger RNA, 67089 nt
Organism: Pelobates cultripes (western spadefoot toad)
Lineage: Eukaryota; Metazoa; Chordata; Amphibia; Anura; Pelobatidae
Source: the annotation of a GenBank genome assembly